Xyrichtys novacula (pearly razorfish) is the source of this 71014-nucleotide messenger RNA. The record is from the annotation of a GenBank genome assembly. Lineage: Eukaryota; Metazoa; Chordata; Actinopteri; Labriformes; Labridae.
AGAGAAGAGCGGGACGAGAAACAGAACAGAAGAGAGCUGUCAAGCUGUGAGGAAGCAGAGAAGAGACGUCUUAGUUUUUUUCUUGGAAUACAUUUCCCUGUCCAACUCUAAAGCCCACACACACACUUACACACUUAGACAUACACACAACAGAAACACACAAACGCGCAGAUGUUAAAGUGUGUGAGUGAGUGUUUGCUGGUUCCCUCUAACGAGGAGCGCUGAAUUGUUUCCAGGACCUGGACUCAUUGAAGCCUGACUCACUUGGGCUGUGAGAGUGUGUUCAACAUCUUUGUGACUUGGACUUGAGCUCAAACUGGAUUUAAACUGUGCAGCACUUUGGACUCAGAGUGUGAAUCAACACUCCACCUGAAUGCAUCACUGAGAUCCGGACUGAAACUGUGUUUGCUCUCAUCAGGAGAUUUGAACCCACACUGUGUCUGUGCUGAUGAGGAGGAUGUACUGGCCGGUGACAGCGGUUCUACUGGCCCACCUUGGGGCCACCUUAGCAGGAGCCUGGAGAGCUUCUCAACCAAGACUGCAGUUCACUCACGCUGGUGAGAUUUUGCUUUUGACAAAUUACACACCUGCCUUCUUCUUUCUCUCCGUCACUCUCUCCAGCUCUUUAUUUAACUCUUGAGAAUUAUUUUUCCUCUGGUCGUCAAGUUUCUCUGCCCACCUCGACUUUCUCUCCCAGGAGGAGGUCAGGUGAAGUAGCAUCAUUUAAUUGCUCAUUCUUAUCGCCAGUACAGUCACAGGGUUUAAUUUCUGAAUCACAAAUCUGGUGUGGAAAAUGAUUCAAGCAUAUCUCUGCAGCAACAAAUGUGAGGUACCUCACUGCUUAGGCUUCAUUUUCUUAGUUCAGUUUCCAGUCAUCUCUCCCUUCACUGAAACAGGCUGACGUCUCUACAGCAGAGUCAGUAACAUUUUCAGACAGCGUGUAGUCAGGCAACUCUGCUGCUAAUUCUCUGCUGUUGAAGUGGAAACAAGGUGAAAACACUAUGGGAGAAAGAACAGUGGGUAAAAGAUGAAGUCUCUAAAAAUGGUUGUUGAAAAGAACAGUUAAGGGAUUAUUGAAAAAAUACAUUUUUACCAUCAAACCUUUUGUGUUCAUUGCCCUGAAGUUCUAAUCAGAGAUGCAGAUGUGUUUCCAAACCUCCAAAGUGAGGACAGUGAUACAAUGUAAAACAUGAGUCAUCUCAUAAACUGGUUCAAUGGCAGAAAUUUACUGAAUAACUUUGAAAUGCAGUGUUGUUAGUGUUGUUGUUGUUGUUUUUGUAUUAUAUUAGAUCAAUUUAGAUACAUCUUAAUUCAUCUUUUCGGGAGGAUUCCCUCGAGGAAAUUAAAUGAAGUUAUUGGUAUGGAUAUGGGGAAAUGCAAUAAAUAAUAAUACCAUAAAAACAGUCAGAAUCAAAGUGUGGGCCGUGUGUAGAAUCCAAAUCUUUCACCAACAAUUUUCAAGCUUCAAUGAAGCCUCACAUCCGCAGGCAGACUCCCCUGUCACAAAGUGACUGCCUGACAGCAAAAACGCCCCCACAGGAUUCAAAAUCAAUAGUCCGUGUUUGUUAGCUUCAGUUGUGGCUAACAAAGAAAUGAUUAUCUGAUGGCAGGAAUCCCAGAUCCUAAUCAGCUCCAAAUUAAUUUUGCCUUGGCCCGGGGCCGAUCAGUGCACCACAGUGAGACCCAUGCAGCAGCUUCUGGUGAAAAACCUGCAGUCAGAGACACAGAACCACACCUAUGUGACCCUUGGGGUAAAAUAUGAAUUCACAGCCAUUUGCUGCUCAUCUUCUCUAAAGCAGAACAGGACAGUCUCAUGUAUUCUGUUUCACCUGCCUUUUUUUAUGCACUUGUAAAUUUCCACAGUGCAGGAAGUUGCAUAAACACAUGCUGUUGAAUCAAUAUGCCUGCAUUGAGCAGUCCAGCAGUUUGUCCUGUUAGUAUGUUUCUGCAUGUCUGAAUAGAAAAGGAGGGUCUUUUGAAAGGCUGAGAAGGUACUGCAGGAGCUGCUAGUCACUCUUGAUGUUUGCUGUAAUGUGGGAGAGUCUCUGCAGUUUGUUAAACCUGGUGAAUCCACAGAUAUCUGGGAAGCACUGAAGCGUUGAACUCCAUCAGUUUCAGCAAACAUGCUGACCCACAUGAGGUGUUUUGAUGUUAGGGUUAGACAAACGUGACGGCCAAAAGUACUGAGAAAGCAAAGAUUUGCAGCGUGUAAUUAUCACAGGAACUGGAAUUCCUCUGUUAUGUUCUCAGCUUUAUUUACAGUGUGUCGGCCUGAAAUUAAAAGCUUUUCUGAGUGAAGUAUAGUGAGAUAAACUCAUCUCCCUUUAAUCAUGUUUACCAGAGACACAGAGGAGAGAGAAAGCAAGUGAUUACACAUUCUUACAUAAGCCAAAACACAAAGGUCUGGGAAAUAGAUGUGAUAAGGUUAAAGUCGACCAAUGGUGACCUAGAAAAUACAAGAAGAGAGAAAGAAACCUUGUUGGGUUCUCCCAGGUGGGAAUUUAGCUCUAAUGAAAUCUGAAUGUGGAAAUGUAAAGGGCUUCUUAAGUAGCUGGGCGUGUAUGUGUGUGUGUGUGUGUGUGCCUGUCCUUGAGAAUGAAUGUGUAUCUUAUUGCAAGUGCUUGAAUGUGUUAAGCGUGUUUCUCUGUUUAAACCACUUUGAAGAUACAGUAUGAGACUGUGUGUGUGUGUGUGUGUGUGUGUGUGUGUGUGUGUGUGUGUGUGUGUACUUAAAUAGGGUAGUUUCAGUUCCAGCAUCUCUGCCCACCUCAGUCUUUGUUGUGUGUUUUGCUGAUGUGAAUCAUCAUGUCUUUCAACAACAGAGGUUUGUGUGUAUUUUCUUUUUUCAUCAUAGAGGAGAGGAACAAAAAUCAAAUGUGUGAUGUGUGUGUGUGUGUGUGUGUGUGUGUGUGUGUGUGUGUGUGUGUGUGUAUCUUGAUGGCUGUCUUGACGGUAUUUUGUGGUUUUUCCUGUAUCUCUGUGGGAGCUGCAUACAGUGGUCAUUUUCCUUCACAUCACCACAGCUUUUUUCCUCGUGGAACUGCAGUAAUUACUAAAUGAUCUCAGCCACCCUUGAACACAUUGACUCAGGGGUUGUCUGGCAGCUCAGACAAACUGCAGCUACAUUUUGAUUUCCCCUCAUUUGUCAAGCUCACCGCUAAUUGGAAACCCAGACUGACAGUGGCGUGAAAGUUUUUGCCCCAAUUUGAAGGAAAUAGAGUUUUAUGAAUGCUGUGUGGCAGAAACUCAACACAUACUACAAAGUGAAGCAAAAAUAAUGAUAGAUUAUAAGAAAACAAAUAGACAAAUUACAGGAAGAAUUACAGGUAGUAUUUUUAUUGACACUUUCAUUCAGCAAACAAGGAAAGUGUGACAGCAUGUGACAGCAUUUACUGCAUGUCAGUGGGAGAAAUUGGCUGUCCUCUAUAUACUUUGCAGAUGAAAUAAUAACAAUUUUCACAUUAUAAUUUCCUCUCCUGACUGAGAAAUUGCUUCAACCACUGUGAUUUUGGAACCUGUUCAAAACCACGCCGGAGAAACUCUGAAAUCCAUCAAAGUAAAAAUGAGGCUUUAUGACAUGAAAGGUUUCGCUUGACUGCAGCAGCAGAGGAUCAGUCCUCAUCAGGCUAAAACUGGUUUUAGUUAUGUAUAGAUAAAAAAAAAACAGCCCCAUGUCACGAUGUAUUUCGAUCUCAGUGCGCAGAGAAUACUUGCUGUGUUGUUGUUGGUUACUUUUAGGCAAAAAGAGAAAUGCAGGACAGCCAAGAAAAAAAAAGUGUGAAAAAUACAAAACUAACCAUAUUAGCCCAGCAAAAAAAUGUGCUUAAGAAUUAACUCACACACUGAAUAAUCAUUUUUUUGGCUUUACAAAGACACCAAUCCAAUGUCCACCCUUCAGCCUUGCAAUGAGUCAGUUGUCAUAACAUGAAACCUGCACCCACCUUGCUGUAGUAUCUGGUGAAUAACCCUGAAGACUGCAAUAACAAAAGUGAAAAAUUAGAAAAACUACAACAUAAGUCAGUAUUGCAGUGAACUGUUGGCAAUUUAAUCAGUGAAGUCAGUUGAAAUGUGCAUAGCAGAAAACUCUUUUGGAGUUUGCUUUAGGGUCCCUGUGCUCUGGGUUUAUUGGAUUUUUACCACCUCUUACCAAACACACCUGCAGUAUGAGGGAGUGUGAACGAAUGAGAGGUUGUUCCACACCUGGGAAUAGAUUACUUGAACAAAGUCAGCAACAUUUUACAGAGAACAGAAUUAACGGGGAAGCUUUGUUGAAAUUAUGAGGACUCCCUUCAAAUACUGGAGUGGCUCUGUUGAGGACUCUUGUUGUGUUUGAAUCGUAGUUGCUUGGAUUAUGUUGUGUUUGUAGGCAGAUCAACAUAGUAAUGUAAUGCUGUCCUGUCUGGUGUGAUACAAAAGUUUUACCCUAGCACUACAUAUCAGUAUAUUUAUUGAAAAAAUAUGGAACUCUAAAACAUAUUAACAUAAGUCAAUUUUCAUUACUUUAUGACUCCUCGUGGUGGCACUUAGGACACAAAAGCCGAAUACUCAAAUAAAUCUAGUCUGGGACUUUUACACUGUGAUUUAAAAGCUGAAGGAUCUCACACCACAACCAAUUCAUCAAUCAUCAACCAAAACAUUCAUAUUAUAUAUCUGCAUGGUAGACCAGUAACACUGUGCAACCUGACAAAACAGUAGUGCUUAUGAUCGCUACUAACUUUCUGUUGUCACACUCACUCUGUCCUUUUGCUAUUCAAACACACAAACUCUCUCACACACACAGGUACAUAUGCAAACACCUGCCUCCUCCCGCUCCUCUCCCUGCAACUCCUUCUGCUUCUUUUCCUCCUCCUCAUCUCUCUCUUCCUCCUCUCCUCUCCUCCUGCUCCUCUCCCUGCUCUCCUCCUCCUGCUGUCCUCUCUUCUCUUUCUUCCCCCUGCUCCUCUUCCUCCUCUCCUCUCUCCUCCUCCUGCUCUCCUCUAAGUCCACCUCCUGCUCCUCUUCCUUCUCCUACUCACAAUGAUCACAAAGCAGUGAAAUAUACUAACUCUACUGACUUUACAACUCCACUAACUCUACAGAGUAAAACUACACUGUUUAAUGUUCAAAUGUGGAUAGUAUGGAGUUGUUGAAGUAUUGUUAGAUUCUCCUACCUUUGAAUUCUACGCUAUGAAAUCCAUAUUUGCUGUGGGUGUCAUAAAAGUGACAUCAGAGCUACACAAAGUCCUCAGCAUGUAGCUUUAUUGCUCUAACAGGGAGGUCUUUCGCUGAGAGGUGAAGUGUAAUCUGACUGACUGACAGACCAGGCAGCUUUGCAAAUCUAUAAAAAAAGUUUCAAAUACUUCAACACAUGAGUAAUCAGAGUAAUGUGUCCAUUAUCCCAGCCAUUAAGUGGAUGUUUGUGUGAUUUUACUGAUUGUAGAGGGCAGUUGUGAUACCAUCUCCGAGCCACACACACACACACACACACACACACACACACGCCUCACACACACGCACGCACGCACGCACGCACGCACACACACACACACACACACAUAAAAACAGGCACUGUAGCAAAAACAUGUUUAACAACAAACAUGAUGGCAUGGGAUACACCCCACCUGUAAACACACACAGUGAUCUACUGAUCUUAAUACCAUUUAAGAGGCUGAACACACAUACAUGUAAACAGAGGAAAAGUCAAAGGUCAAAUGUAGGUUUAUACACAUACACAUGUAAAAGCACGGUACACAACUCAAUAAAACUGUUGCUGUAUCUGCUGUACGAUGGAUCUGCAGCUCUGGUUACAAUAGUAGAAUACCAAGAUUUAUUGAAUAGAUUCAUCCAUGAAGGCCUUAGAGGAUGUUUUGAUGGUUUAUUAAGUCAGUGUGAGUCUAUUUCCUCACAUGCACUCAUGUUUUAUUCAUACAGUUUUCAAUUUGUGAAGCGAUUUAAUAGAGGUUUUUGAUCAUUAACAGCCACUAGAGAAUGAUAGGACUCUGUCCGAGUGGAGACAUUGGAUUUGACCUUUCACCCCUUUACUCUCGCAAUUGUUGUUAUCCUGACAUUCCAACUUGUUCUGCUGUUUGCUCAGUCGUUCUGGACAAAUGCCCAGAUUGUAAUGUAAAUGUAAAUGAGUGCUUUUCAAUUUCACGCUAUUAGCAUGCAAAUUGCUCAGUUGUACUACACAGUAGAUUAACUAGGUAUUGUCCAGAUGCUUGUUUGCUCGUGUGUGGUUGUAUAUUUCAAUUUAGAUUUCAUCAGAGAAUAAAAUUGUGUUGGACAAAUGAAAGCUGCAGUUUGAAAUGUCCUUGUUUAAUUUUCUUUGUGGCUUUAGGAAAGAUAAAGGAAAUGUGUCUCUAUGCAGCUACACACAAUUCAGGAAAUGUAGGCAGCCAAAACAAAAAAAAAAGAUGAGCUGAAAGUUUAUAAUAAAGUUGAGGUAUGGUAUCGCUGUGGUGACUGUGACAUUCAACAGUCAGGUUAGCUGACUUUUACUCCAAAUAUCUAGGCAAACAUUUCAGCCCCUUGAAUGAAAAUGCUCUGCAUAAAUGAAAAAUAUCAACCUCAGAUGAAGAGAUUACCGCUUAUAAAUCAGCUUGCAUUAGUCUUAAAAGCCAGUCUGCCUACACUCAUGUACUCCUUUUCAAAGCAUCCCAUGCACCUGGCAUGUUUGUGAUUUUGCAUUUGAAAGUGUGUAGAAUUAAAGGGACAGUUUAGUGAUUCUGAAGUAGGGCUGUGUAAGGUACUUGUCAAUAGUAGGUGUUAGGACUGGGCAAUUUGGAAAAAAAAAAAAAGAUCACAAUAUACUUUGCAAUAUCGUCUGAUCUCGAUUAUUAUCAUCAUUUAAAAAAAAAAAAAAACUAACUGCCAGUUUUAAAGCAUCUGUACUAAAAACUAAAGAAACUAGAGAUAAGUUCAACAUUUUAUUAACACACAAAGUAAAUAACAAAGCAAAUUAAAUAAGAUAAACAUAGAAAAAUCUAAAAAACAUUUUAACUCAACAGUACAACAAAUGUAGAUAAAUACAAAAAAUACAGUGAACUAGUCCUGAGUGUUUUUGCAGGUAUGAAAGACCAAAGAUAUUACAAACAGCUAUGAUCUGAGUUCGUUCAAAUGGGCUAAAUAGGGUGGUGGAGCUGACUCCGUCUGCAGUAAUUGAUAGCCCAGCAUUCAGUCUGGCCUUGCUCUCUGAUGAAACCAUAUUCAUGGGUAAAAAUUUUAGCAGCUUCACCAGAGUGUGUGUAUUAUUACUCGUUUUAUUUGAUCCGUUUUGCAUUUAUGCAUUUUUUUGCAGUGUUGAGAUUACAAGUAAGCGGUGAAACUUGUUUUUGGCAUAUGCUGUAUGUCCUCCUCCUCCUCCUCUUUCCUAGCUUCACCUUUCGUUUCUCUAUGUACUAAUAAAGCACAAAAGACUUCACAGUGAUAUUAAAAAUCAGGAGAUAUUUCAUUAUUCAUUUAUUCUUUCAGAUCUGUUUCUAUCUAGGCCAGUGCUUUCCAGGCUCAGGGCUGAGGAUGCUGCUGAGAUGUGGAUUUCAUUGGAACGGUUAUCUGGCACAGCAUCAGGCUAUUCUCUGUUAUUAAUUUUAAUGGAGGCAGUCCCCAACGGUGGCUCUACUGUUGCUUGUCAUUAUUGAAAUCAAACGACAGCUGUUUCUUUAUCCCACACUUUGGAAAGACAGAGGAAUUGAAACAAAUUUCUCUGGAAAGAAAACCUUCUUGGAUGAACAUAAAGUACAGCUUUGACCCAGACCCUUUUCUGUUUCAUUGAACUUUCAGAGUAUUUAAGUUUUCUUGCAAACAUCAGGUCUUUACUGAGACGUAAACCCCCAACCCCCACCCCAGAUUUGGGGUCUCAGUGCUUGUGGGUCUACUUCUCUCUCUGGACAGAGAUGGUGAAAGGAGUCUAAUUAUGCCCCUGUUUUGGCAACAACAGCCCUUGACAACAGCGGACAUGCUGUAAAUUUACCCUCAGGAGAUUUCUGCUCUUAAUAUUUUGAGACUAUCUUUAGCCUGAAGCCUGUAAUUAAGUACAAGAAUCACAAGCAUCAUAUUUCUCCCAUUCCCCUAAAGUAUUAAUUUGCUCCAAUUUGCCCUCCUGAAACAAAUCAAAAGCUGAUUUUCUCACCUCAACUCCCCGAUUAUUACUGUGUGUCAGCAUUUCCUUCCUGUACAACUUUCAAGUGGCACAAGGAAAGUUUUCUUUCCUGACAACGAUGCCCUCGGUUCUGUCAAAGCUGAGAAGUGUAAAAACUACAGUCAUGUAAGCUUCACUGGCUGUAAUAGUCUAUAAGUCAGCCUGAUCAAGUUGUCUUGGGUUGUUGCUCUUAGCAGCUUUCGUGUAGACAUAUAUUUAUCACUGCAUUCCUUUGACUUUAGCUGCUUCAAAGAUCUUAAUCCAAAAAGGCACAUUUGACUUGUUUGCCAGCUGGAAGCCAGAAGUAGACAGGAUCAGCAGUGAUAGGGCUAACUCCAAGAGUUUGCCUCAUUAGCUGCAGGCCAGAGUGGGCUGGAGACCGAGGACAUACUGAUAUACUCAUUCAUAAAAUGUUGCUUUCCUGUAGUGAUUGACAAAAACCUUUAUUUGGGAGAUAUAGUGAAAUAAAACUUAAGGACAGAGGCAACAAGUGCACUCCAGUCAAAUCUCGGUUGUUGGCUACAUUUGCACUUGUGCAUGAAACAUUUGAUCUUCAACUCUUGGUGUUGGCGAUCUGAUGUUCCCAAGGCUGCGUAAACAUGAAGAAGCCACAAGAAUUCGAUCCUCCCUGUUUUGUCAGCGAUGGAAAGAUCAGACAACUGCCACAAAAGGCUGGAAAUCUGACUUCCUGUUCCUGUUUAAAAAAAGCAGGACUUAUCAGAAAAUAAAAAGGAUGUGCAGUGACAGAUAGGAGGGUUUUAUCCUCAGGCUGAGCUUUAAAGUAAGGAUUCGUCAUAAGGUUGACCCUCAAAGUUGACUGUAAACAUAAAUCUUAGCUGUGAAGAUAUCUUGACCAUCCAUAACCUGCACAAGACAGCUUCUUUACUUUAUGGUCACCCAUUUUUAAGAUGAAGGGACGCAGUCAUUGCUCAUGUACUGAAGCAAACGGUCACCUAGUACCAUAUGUCUAACAUGCUUUGAUACAGAGCCAAGAAGUCUUAACCACAGACAAUUUACAAGCUGCAGUGGAUUUUUUCACUCUGGGCGGUAAGACUCGCAGGAUUACUGAGCAAGGUGUCAUCUCACAUGUUGAAUAUUAUUAUUUGCUAGUCUUCCAAUGAACAGACGUUUUUCUGUGCAAGUGCAAAGCCUCAAAGAUGAUUGUUUUGUUGUGCUAAAAGCCAUUGUGAAAUAAAUCCGAAAUCACACGAAUUAUGUCACAACUAACCUGAUAGCUGCGUAGAAACAGUUCAUCUUGUUAAUGAUGUUCUUACCUGUUGAUGCAGAUCUGACUGUUUAUUAUCCAGAAGAACUCCAUACUGAAACUUUGAGUUCUGCAGUCCUGUUCAUUGAUAGUUAUUGUUAUUCAUUGAUGUUAGUGUUUUACUAUGUAUGAUAAUUGCAUUAGGGCUGCAGUGAUUCUUAGAAAAACAUGAGUAACUCCAUCACUAAAAGACUCAAGGUAGAUUAUAUGCCUUCAGGUUUAUUUCCUUAUAUAUGUAAUCUUUAAAGUCAGGGCAAGCAGAAGACUCCUCUCUGUCAGUCAGUGUGAGUUAAAUCACUCAUAAAUUUGUCCUAAUGAUAAAGUUUACUGACUUGGUAUUUCAAAAAACAGUACUGGUCAGUCAAGGAGAAGUCAGAAACUUAGAUCAGAGUGGAGCUAAAAGGCCAGCUGUUACUUUUUCUUCUUACAAACUCUGCUCCUGAGGUUGUGGCCAGAGCAUUUCACAGAUGGCAGACAUUGUUCUGUUCUGGGCAGCUCCCACAUGAGACUGUUUGUUACUGUGUAAAUAUAAAGCAGAGAAAACAAUGAGCAUUCCCAAUGAACCCUCUCUUGGAUAAAUAAAGCAGAAGAAACACAGAAUAAAAAGCAAAAAGCAAACAGCAAAUGAACUCGUAUGCACAAGCACAGCCACUCAGGUCGAGCCGUCUGAUGAUGAUGAAUAAUCAUAGAUGCUGAGGUCAAAGGUUAAGCUGUCCACGUGGGUCUGGUCUGUCUGACACAGUCCAGAUGUAGAUUGUUAAGAGUUUGGAUGUAAUUUUGCUGUGGUGUGUGUGUGUGUGGCCUCCUCUGUUUAAAUGUAAAAGUUUGGAGUCAAGUUGAUGUGUUAGGCAUGCUCUUUCAUUCACCCUGAUUUUACACAAGCAUCCAUACACACCAUUCCUGAGUGACACAGACAUAGUGUGGUAAAGGUUUGGCAUAGAGUUGAAUGGCGUGGACAGUGGGGGUUCAUGCCUGUGAAUGCAUGGCGACAUAUGUGUCAGAGAGGAAUUCAUUCAUUACUUCACAUGAGUGCCCAUCUGUGUGCCUAUAGGCAUCGUUCCCAGGCCUCCUGCUGUAAUUGCAACUGUAAUUUGUGAAGUGAUAACCCCAUUUCCACAGGAAACUUGCCCUGGUUUCCUCGCCCCAGCCACCAACAACUCCCCCCCACCUACUUUAGUUGUGCAGUCAUCAAAGAUCUCCCCAUGGGAAUGUUGCACCAGACAGCUACAGUUCCCUAGGGCUUAGGAUGCAGACGAACAGACGGACAAAGACCGACAUACAAACAAAACUACACACGUUUGGGAGCUAACCAACACUGUCACCCGGACAAGACUGUGGAAGAAUAAUUAGAUAUAUUACUGAUAAGUGUAGCCUGUGUGUGUGGGUGUUUGUGUUUGGGUGUAGAAACGAGAAUAACUCACUGUGGAACAAAAGAAAAAAACAACAAAGUCUUGUCAAUUAUACAGUAUUUCACCCUGUAUAUGCAAUCUCCUGCAUACGGUUGGAAAACUUUCCUCCUUGACACUUGUAACCAAUCAUAAAAAGCAUUUGGCACAUUGACAAGGAAACACUUUCUUUUAAAUGGGCAGAAGCCUCGAGGAGGAUUAGAUGCACCAGUGGACAGCUAUUUGUCACAUAUCACUGGGCUGAGGGAGUGGGAUACAGGCAGAGAAAGACCGAGGGAUUAUUUGAGACUGACAGAGAGACAGACUUUCUAAAAAGAAGGUUGGAAAGGUAAAGGAAAAAAAAGGUCUUGAAGACCUAAGCACAGACACACCUGAAAACAAUAAUAAAAAAAAAAGCUUAACAGGUCAUCUCUAAUCUUUAUUAUUUUUCAUAUUAAAUUUGACAGUUUUCCUAUCUGCUUUGCUUCUGGGCAUCAGAAACAGCAUGUUAACAUUCUGCAGUACACCUCUUUGUGUAGACCUGACUCUCCUACAGCUACUGCAGCUCUUAUGUAGGACUAGACGAAAGUGGCUCUUAAUAAGUGAUUAUUUUCUACUGGUCUGCACUGCACACUCUGUCACAGAGCUGAAUUAUUCACUUUGAGCUUCAGUUCAAACGUACGCUUAUUUACCUGCAUGAUGUAUGGAGUAUUUUUGCCUGUGUGUGGUCAUGACAGUGCUGUGUGUGCCUGUGUGUGUGUGUCUGGUGCAGUGCAGGAAUGUUCUUAGCUGUAUCACACGCCGCACAUUUGCUCUAAUCACAUCGAGGUCCAUCAGAGCUCCCAUGACCAGCAGCCUUUAAUCUAAUGUCCACCAUGGAUAAAAAUACCUACCACUAACCAACAAACACACACAUAUGAUAGCACAAAUGCUACACAAACAGAACAGUCACUCUGAGGCAGACAUGGACUGGCAGGCACUUGUAUUAACAUAAAGGAACCAUUCACGUUCAGUCAUUCUCAGUGUGCGUCUGUAUGUGUCUGUGUGCGUGCCUGCACUGGUAGGAUUAUGUCGCAGCGUUUCUGGUCAUUUAUGUCUUAACCUUCCAGUCUUUGAUUCCCACCGACAGAAGUCAAAGGCCAAUUGGCUUAGGUCAGAGGUCAUGACCCCCGUCGACCCCUGCUGUCAGCUUGUUGCUGAUAAGAAUGGCUUCUCUCUGCAGGCACUCGUGUGUGCAGACUAAACAGAUUGUGGCUUUGGUUGAACUAGAGGGCUCUUAAUGCUAUCAUCAUGAGCUGCUCAAUAAUCUAUACUCUUCUAACUCCCUCAUCUUUAAUGGAUCACAUGACUGAAUGAGGUCAAUCGCUCCAUAUGAGCUUCAUGAUUCAAGUUCAAUAAAGUAACUGGGUACAAAAGAAGCACUCUUUGUAAAAGGUCACAGCUUGUACCUGGAAUCUGUUGAACUAGUGUUGACAGACACUUAAGAGGUGCACUAUACUCAACAGUUUCAGAUCCAUCUCAAGUGGAAAUGUUUUCACAAAACUGGAGAAUUGAAAUCACACUACUUUCUUGCUGUGAAAACUCGUGCCAAAGAGCUUCUGUGUUCAGUUUGUUCUUCCUGUAUCAUAAAAUAUGAGGAGUGAGUCAGUCUUGAAUAAGGUCUGCUCAGGGCAGCCCCAUAAAUUUGGAUGAUUCCAGUCAGCAGUUAAGAGUAACACAAGUCACUCAAUAAAGUUGAACAAAGUUUGUCUAGUGUCUGACCUUCAUUUAGUUGCAUCAUUGUGGCCAGGCUGCUAUGUAAAGUACUCAUCAGUAUUAGUUCAUUGAUUCACACGCCACUGGGCGCUGCUGGUCAGGCACUUUGAGGUCAGUCGUCUUGCCCAAAAUCAGUCAUUUCUGAUGAGUUUUGAGACUGACUAUAAACACUUCGUGGUCUGUCAGUACUCUGUAUGCAGUGUUGAGAAUCCAUCUUUGUUAACCCUGUAUUUGCUGGGCUAUGGAAGACUUGCACAGUGAUCAGUUUUCUAUGUGUUCAAAUGAGGGGCUGCAACAGAAUGAUCUCAGACUUUUUUACUGAAGAUGAAUGGUGGAAAAUGAAAAAGUGGUGACAGCAUGGUAUGGUUCAGGUCAUAUGACUGAAUUUGCACAUGCUGCAGUGUGACUAUUAUGCAUGUGCACAUCUCAAGGAUGCAAUGUAUGAGUCAGCCUUAGGUACAGUUAGAAGUCUUUACCAAUAACAAUUUCAAAAGAAGUACAGGCUACUGUGGAGUAGGGAGGAGAAUCAGUGCACAGAGAAAAUGUAAAGUCACCUUUUCCUCUGAAAUCAGACCCUCUCACAUUAUACACGAUAAUUGCCCCCUAGUGUCCUUUCUCUUUUCCAUAUAACAACUCACUUUCCUUUAAUAGAUUGUUCCAAAGCAAUUUGACAGCACUUGGAGCUGGGACCAUUAAAAAAUCGAUUCUUACUUUAAGUUUCUCAAAAGGCUGCAGAGUUGGAGAACAGCUUGUUGGAUCAAUAGCAUCCCCAUGUCAUUUUCAAGCAGUCAAUGACAAGUAAUUGUGGACUUCAUAGUGAACUGGUCCACCUACAGUAUGCUAACUGUGUGAUGUUGAAAAUGAAAAUUUGUUCACCAAGAUGUCUUGGCAGGUGUAAUAGAAGAUAAGUGGAAUGUUGGGUUCAGAUAGUGCUGUUCAUAUGUCCUUAAAUAUCUGUAACUGUGUGUGGUUGAUUGUAUGGUGUGUGUGCACGCGCACGCACAUGCGCAUGUAUGCGUGCCCUCCCAUUAACUUCACAGCUUUGAUGUCUUGGAAAAACACUCCAUUAUUCCACCGUGCCCUCUGUGUUUCAGCCAAAGUGUUGAUGAGAGGUGUGGGCAAAUCAUUCAUCUGUGUGUGUGUGUGUGUGUGUGUGUGUGUGUGUGUGUGUGUGUGUGUGUGUGUGUGUGUGUGUGUGUGUGUGUGUGUGUGUGUGUGUGUGAGAGAGAGAGAGAGAGAGAGAGAGAGAGAGAGAGAGAGAGAGAGAGAGAGAGAGGGAGACCCAGGUUAGGGGGGCAAGGGGGUAAGACCCACACCACACCACAGCCCCUCACAAAUUAUGCUGGCAUGGUUGCUGUUGCCAAGGAAACUGUCCCAUGAGUAAGGGUGGGGUGGGUGCAGCCGCUGUUUUCUGACUGAGCCAGGGGUGUGUGUGUGUGUGUCUGUAUGUGUCUGUGUGUGAUAAAAGAAGGACAGAGCCAUACUCCUGGUAUUUAAUCAUUUGAUGUUGGUGUGUUUUUGUGGUUGCUAAAUCUAAGUCUAUUUCUACAUUGAACAUGCUCUGCUGAUUCACCGUUUCCUCUCACUUUCUGUCACUUCAAGUGUAUUUUUGUGUGUUUGUUUAAACAGCUGCUCUCAGUUCCCUCUUGCCAUAAUGCUGAUUUAAUGCCCUCCAAAGUGAGGAUAGGAGCUGGAUUUUUAGUCUGUCUGACCCAAUUGGAUGUCACGACAGUAACAGAUGCUGAAUGCUGCUGGUGUUUCCACUGCAGAGGUGGUUUCACAUUCAGUUAGGCUAAGCUCUUCCCUUUAUUGAAUCAAGAGAGGUCAUGCCGCUCUUGUGGCACACUCACUGUAAUUCAGAUGAAGAGCUGGAUGCCUGCAGAGCAAGGCAUGAAUUCCCCUAGGACUCGAUUCUCCAUUAAGAGGGAGACAGAGACAUUAUACCUCCUAAUAGAAGUGGUAAGGUUCUUCCAACAUAGGGUGCUAAUAACAUGAAAUGACUGAAAUUAACAAAUCAUAUGAGCAAAGUUGAAUUGUAGGGAUGCAUGACAUGAGUAUUUUCGGGCUGACACUGAUACCAAGUAAUAAUCAUGUCUUAAGGUAUUUUUUAUUUUUUUUUAUCAUACUGUUUAGUGUCUCAAUCCUGAGAAAUAAAAUUAAGAUUAUAUGAGCAAAGAUUAAGACUUAGAAUGUGUUCCCAGAAUCUUCUUAUUAAUUCCUUCUCUUUCCUCUACGAGGCUCCAUGAUUCCUCGCUGAUCCAUGGCUUCUUCUUUUUUCGUGGUGUACCCAAGACUGCCUCAGCUACUUCUACGUAUGCCCGCUCCAUCACUUGGAAUUCACGCUGUACUUCUUCUUAUUCUACUCCUUGCCCUUCCUCUUCCAGUACAUGAUACCUGUUUCUUAGAUGGAUGGCAAAGGUCUUCAAGAUGUUGUCAUUCUUCAGUUUUGCUGUAUCAUACUUGAUUCUGGUGCUUUUCCUUUCCUAGUGUCGCUUCUUGAGUCUUAACUUGAUUGUUGUGCAUACAAGGUAGUGGUCACUUCCAAUGUCUGCAGACCUGUGUACUCUUGAGUCAUUCACUGAAUUCCUGAAAUGUUUAUUGAUGAGAGUGUGGUCAAUCUGAUUCCUGGUCUUCCCAACUGGAGAUACCCACGUUGCUUUGUGAAUUUCUUUAUGUGGGAAUAGAGUUCCUGUUAUGACUAGUUCAUUCAUGUCACAUAUUUCACACAGCCUUUCUCCGUUGUUAUUCAGCCUUCCGAGUUCAUGUUUGCCCAUGACCCUGUCAUAAUCCAUUUCUUGCUCUUCUGCGUCUUCUGUGGGUGCAUAAAUGUGUAUGAUUGUUAGCUUAAUGUGCUGGGAGUGGUAUCUGGCUAAAAUGAUUGGUUAACCGGUGUCCAGUCAAUCAGGGCUCUUGCUGCAGUUUUCGACAUGAGUAUGCCUACGCCUUGUCUGUGGUUGUCGUCGUCUCUUCCUGAGUAAAUGAUGGUUUCUCCUCCUGCCAGUUCCACUUUUCCUUGUCCUGUCCAGUGUGUUUUGCUGAUGCCCAAGAUGUCCAUUCCUCUUUUGGUCAUUUCUCUUGCCACUAGUGUGAUGUUGCCGCUUGCGUAUAGUUUCAGUUUCCAGUCUUCAUGAUGUUUUUCUGGUGCAGCGGUGGUCUAUUCAGCCCAAGGGCGUCCUGUUGGCUUUGGCCCUUGUGUGUCAUGGUGUCUCUGGUUACAGAACUGGCUACUGUGUAUGUGUACUGUGUAUGCUCUGCUUCUGGUUUCUGUAAUAGUGUAUUUUUUUUGGGAGUGGGUUAUCAGCCCACAGCCCAAACCCCAACCUUGAGGGCCAGUGGGAUCACUCUUCGUCUGGUCUCUACCCUUCGACCUGUUCGGCGUGGGUGACCCUGCUAGGAGUGCAAUACUCCUGCCGACAUAGCUCUAGGGGUCAUGGAGACGCGCAAACCACCCCACCACGAUAAGGUGGUGAUCCCGUCGGGGUAGGCUUAUGAAUAGUAGGGGUGGGAAUCACCAGUGGCCCCAGAUACAAUGUUAAGAUAAUUGGGCCACGAUUCAUUAUUAUUGCGAUACAGUGAGUAUUGCGAUACCAUAUAUUGUGAUUUAUACCAAUUUUUCAAUUCCUUAGCUGAUUUAGCGUUUGUCUUUCCUUUAUGUUUGUCUUAUUUAUGCACUAUUUUAUUUUCAUGUAUAUAGCACAUCUUGAAAACCUCAAAUGUCAGGUCCAUCUCAUUUGUGCCCUGCUUGCAUUCCUAAUGUCUUUCCCCAGGUGCUGCUAUAUUUGUUGUACUAACUUUCUCCUGCUCUAUGAUAUAACCUCUGCCAACCUCACUGGACAAACAAUUGAUUUUAUUUUUCCAAUAUCAAAGACUUGAGUUAAUAUUAUCAUACGAUUAAUUUGAAAAAAUUGACGCUUGGUGGAUGAGACAAUAUGAUAGAUCACCAGACAAAAUAUCGCAAUACUAUGCUGUAUCCUUUUUCUCUCACCGCUAACGAAUAGAGCCUCUAACUACUAAACAUUCAGGUAAUGACACUGAUGAUGAGUGAAACUGUUUAACUGGAGAUAAUCCACUAACACCACUUUUGUCUGAUAUCACUGACAGAUCUUCCAGAGCAUAAACACACAUUAACAACCAGUCUAUUAUUCUCUGUACACUUACUUAUCCUCUGAUAAUUCACCCUCUAAUGCAUGCUUUCUAUCAAGUGAUAAUGACGUUAAUGUAACCAAGUCCUGUACAUAAACAAACAUUAUUCAGUAUUGCCAUAUUGAAUAUGGACUUUAGACAAUGGGCCAUUGAGUUGAAAAUCAGGUUAUGAGGGCAUUUUGUAGGUCACACACACAAAAAAACGGGGCUUCUCAAUGGCCCAAAGAUUUUGUCUGUCUGAUGUAUUGUUUGCAUGUCGGGAUGUGGUGUCUCUGUCAUGCAAACAAACAAAAUGACUGAACCCUAACCACAUCACUCUUUGCAUGCUGUCCAGUUUUUUAAAUAUUUGAUCUGCAUUAAGAUUUUGAAAGUAAGUUUUACUCAGUGAUCAGUUUCAACCUGAGGCAAAAUUGACUAAAACCUUAAAACAGAAGAGCAGUUGUGAUCGUGAAGUCGCUGCUCUGCUGAUGCACCUACUGGGAUGAAUACAACUAGUGUCAGUGUAAAGCAAAACAUUUUACCUCUCUGACCGUUUCCUGAAUAUUAACAGUGUCUCUGGUGGCUAAUAAGCAGAUUUCCUGCUGAGCUAACGCUCAACUUUCUACUCUCUGCCUUUAGUCUGCUGAACUUUCCUCUCCUACUGUGACUGUUUCUGUGUCUCACAUUAUUUCUCCAUUUCCACCGAGUCAUGUCUUCUUCUCUCUUUUUCAAUGGUCUUUCCCUUCUGCUCAUCUAUUUCUUGUGUUUUCUCCUGACUGUCAGCAUGUCGUGUUUCCUCUCAUUGCUGUCUGCUGUUUUCUUCCUCCUUCUUUUCGCUUUCUCUGUCCUGAUUUCUCAGCUUUUCUUCUCUACCUCCAUUAGCCUCUGCCUUCACAUUUCUCUCCCCCUCUGUCAUUAUUUUCUACUCCUCUCUUCUCCCCCUGCUCUUCACUUUACCCAUCAUCCAUCCAAUCAUCAUUUUUAACCCUGUCUUCAUAUCAUUCUUCCUCUUACUUUCAUCUACCCUCUUCUCCUCCUCCUCCUCAAUCUGCCUAUCUAUCCAUCAUUUUCCACCCUGUUAUUACACUACAAUUUUCCCUCACACUCUCGGCUACUCUUCCCCUUCAUCCUCCCUCCACUUCCUCCUCGAUUCCUCCAUCAACGCCCAUCAAUUCCCCACCCUGUCCUGUCAUGGCAACAUGAUUUUUACAGGCACUCUAUCUUCGACCCUCAUCAACCUUUCCUGUCCAAUCGCCACCUGUCUUUUUCCAUCCCUCCUCUCCCUUCUCAUCCUCAUCAUCCUCCAUCAAUGUUUAUUAAUUUUUCUUAUCAGGAUUCCUUCUACUCUCUUCCCCCCUUCGCCCUCAUCCCUUCCUUUACCCCCUCAUCUGUCUAUCAUCCUGUCAUGUUUUGACAUUUUUCCUAUUCUCAUCUCAGAGCUGUCUUUGCCCAUCAGACUGUUUUCAUCUCCUUGUCACUUUGCCAUGUCAUAUUUCUCAUCCUGUCUUUCUGACGCUCCUCUCUCCCCGUCACCUCCUCCUCCCUGUCCUCCUCUUUUUGAUUUUAUCUGCCUUUGUUGUUUUAUUCUCUCACAGUGACUUUGUGGUUUAUGUGCACUGUGAAUACAGAUUUAAAGAGGUUUAAAAAUGCAGCAGUGCAUGUUAAUGGUCCAAUCCGAUAAAGUCCUCUGAACAUUCAUUCUUUAAGGUGAAAUAAAAAAAGUUGGAUCCUAAAUCGCAGGCAAACCAGGAGCUGUAAACAAAAAGUCACAUGAGCUCACAGCAUGCUGCGUCUUAAUUGGGUAGAGUUGUGGCAACCCGUCAUCCCACCUUGUUGGAUAUGUGAUGCAUUUGGCGAGGGUCCAGACAAAUCUGAUUUAUGUUCCUAUCAAAACGAACCGCUGUUCUAAUCAUGCAUGAUGAACUUUACUCUUUGUCUGAUGUUUGAUCUGGCUCGGUCUGAAAAACACUGACGUUUAAGUACCUGUGAAUUUACUCAGACUGGGGUUUACCUUGGGUUCACUGGUUGCUGCCAUUUUUCACAACUGGAGUGUGAAAAUCUAUAUAACUGAAGCUCAGACGAGGUCUAACAUCACAUUCCCAGCUGUAUUACUGACAGAUUAAAGGUUUCCUUCUUUCCCAAAGAGAGAUUGAGUGUUUGGUGUUUAGUCAGACAUAAUCCAUUACCAUGGGAACCAGAUUGAAGUCACUUUGACACGACUUGAAUGGUGAAUUUCUCAGGAGUGUUACCCUCACCAUGACUCCUGCUCAGUUAUCUGAAGGUGAGCCUCUGGGGUGGGGCGGCACGAUUGAUUGAUUUUAAAUUGUAAUCAGAUUAUUUGAUUAUAACGAUGUUAAAAAAAAUAAUUUCGUGGCUAAAUAGAACAAGAGCAAGUCAGUCAUGUGGAAUUGGUACGCCUUCACAGUUUCGGAUGACGAGCAAAACAUUCCCCGCUGCAAAGUCUGUCUGAAGGCGGUAUCAACCCGUCCACACGGAAAUGAAUUCAGGAGUAAACUCUAAAGUUUUCGAUUGGAUCGGCGUUUCAUCCACAUGGAAACGGUGUUUCGUAUGACUUUUAAGCAGUACGGGUCAGAGAGUGGAUAAAUCCGUAAACGUCUACCAUUUCAUCUCCUUGUGGAUGCCUAUUUGUAUCUCUCUUGAAACGAUUAUGUGACACACAGCAUAACUCUUUUAUGGCGCCUGUGCAUGUCCGGCCAAAACAACCCUUAUACUCAUGCUCUGUCACUGAAUAGAAAAUCGAAAUCAAAAUUCGAGUUUUCAGAGAAAAAAACUUGGAUUUUAUUUUUGGCCCAAACCGGGCAGCCCUACUAUGGAGUACUGCUGGAAGUUAACCAGCCUCCUUCUGUCAAAAGCAUUUUGUCCAUAAAAAGGUGAAAUUUUACCGAUUACUCUAAUUGUAUAUAAAGUGUUAGGUUUAGAUUAGGUUGCCCAAAGAAAAUAAAUGUCACGUCUGCUGAUAAACUCGGAGCCCUUGAGGGGGUUUCAUGAGGACUUCAGUACAGAGUUUUCUUUGAAACACCAUCUUUCAGCUGAUACAACUUCCUCACCACUUUCACAACAGUUCAAAGAUCCAGCAUGGCCAAACUGUUAGCCCUUUGUUCACUCUGUGAUGACCAGCCAGCUCUGCAAAUGGAGGGACUUUUGGCUGUCACACAUCAGCGUUCAGCUCCAAAAGUCUGUAAGGAGAAAUCUGCUCAUUCAGCCAAGUGUUGAUAUGAAGAAACUGAUACAAGUAUCUUCACAGUCAGACUGCCCAUCCUCUCAUCAUCUCUCUAUUUUUUAUUCAUGUGUUUUAUGUCCAGUCUGUCACCAUUUCGGACUCCUUCACACAGGACUUGAACCAUUUCUUUCUUAGUCUGUUGGAUCAUUCUUUUGUGACCCACUCCUCAUCUGGUCUCAACCAUAGACUGUAUAUACUAUGGACAACUUGGUUCCGCCUACCGCCUGUAUACGGAUUUGAAGCCAAAAAGCUCUCAGUAUUUCCAGGAUUUUUCUUCAUUUCCUGAAACCAGUGCUGUGCAGUAGUGAUGUGCGCAUUCGGCCGCGCAGUCACAGAGAGUCACUGUGAUGACGCUCGGCUCAAACAGCGUAUCCCCCGGGAGAGCUACUCAAUCCCUGAAAAACAGAGCUUCACAGAAAAAAGAGGACUUGAGCACAAACCAGUCUUACUGUAACUACAUGUCAACAUCGCAAGCAGGGGGGAGAAAAAUUUAUAUUCUGUGUAAUAAAUUUAUAAAGUUUGUCCACAGCUCCAUAAGCUUUGCUGGCGGAGGCGGGAUUUAUGACCUAUACUGCAGCCCAUGAACAGAGGGUGCUGUUCUCAGAGUGGCUUUACCCAGCAAGGAGGCAGACGGUGUAUGGUCUCAACACUUCAUAUACCUGCUCAAGCGCCCCUGCCCGCUGACUUGAUGUGUCACAUAAAAGAACAGAGACAGCAGUAUUUGUAGAUACUCUGAGCCAGUCAUCACCAUUUCCCUGUGUAUGCUCCGGUGAAUAAUUGCCAUGUGUUCAAAGACAGCUGUUUGGGCAGAAUUUACAAAACAGAUGACAGAUGGAUAUUUCAUCUUACAGAUGUAGGAUUUGAUUGGUAAGGGUGACGAGCAGUUGUUGUAGGACAUGUUUUCUUUGUUUUUUGUAAAUGUUCCUUCAGUCCAUUGACAGGAUAGGUUCAGUAUACUGUAACAGUAGUAGAGGUGGGAGAAAAAUCGAUACAGCAUAGUAUCGUGUUAUUUUGUCUGGUGACAUAUCGUAUCGUCUCAUUCACCAAGUAUUGAUUUUUUUCAAAUUAAUUGUUAAUAAUAUUAAUCAUAAUAAUAAUGAAGUCAAAUCUAAAAUGGAAAAAAUAAAAUCAAUUGUUUGUCCAGUGAGGUUGGCAGAGGUGACAUCAUAGAGCAGAAGAAAGUUAGUGCAACAAAUAUAAUAUAAAAGGUUUGCAAGAUGUGCUUCAUGAAAAUAAAAUACUGUAUAAAUAAGACAAACAUAAAGGGAAGACAAAUGUUAAAUUAGCUAAACAGUUAAAAAAUUGUAUAAAUUGCAAUUUAUGGUAUUGUAGUACUCACUGUAUUGCAAAAACUUAAAAAACACAAUAAUAUGGUAUCGUGGCCAAAUAUCGUAAAAAUAUUGUAUCAUGGGGCCGUGUGUGAUUCCCACCCCUAAACAGUAAACAGGACAAAUAAUCCAUAGGUCACCACAGAUUAGAUAUCAUGUGUGAAACAGGUGAUUCAUGACAGUAAAGAUAUACAGCACAAACAAUCAAAACUGUAUUUGAUCCCUCCUUUGUUUAAAGUUAGCUGAAUUUGCUGCCAGUUGAAAUCAUGAACAAGGAUUUCUCCUCUCCUGAGGGAAGCAGUUUUAGGGUAAAGGGGCAUUCUUUGAAGUGGAUUCAGAUUAUUCUCAAAGCCUUUAUUCUACUUCUCCUUAUGGUUUAGUUUAUAUACUGAGAUUAGUCAAAUGACCCCUCUGCCUUGCAGCACCUUGCCAUCGCUUGACACACAGGUAUGCCAAAGCAGAUUUGAUGUGCACUUAAUUAACAUCCAAAGCCCGGUUUUCUUAGUUUUGAAGCCCAAGCAGUUGUCUUUUGUUUUUCCUUUUAUUCUCUACCUCUCUCUGCGUCUUGCUGCUAUUUAGGGCUGCCAAGCUGUGAAGCUAUGCCUGGUGCUGCUUAAAAGCCUAUAUAUGUUUAUGCUUUUAGCUUAAUGAGCCAAUGCCAAGUCCCAUCCACUGAGACCAACACUUGGCUGUUAAAAUAUGAAUGAUGUUAACACUAGACAGAUGUAUGUGCAGUCUGCUCAUAGUUCUCAUAGAUUGCACGGUGCAAAAGUUUAAAAAACAUUUAAUCUGUGGGCUGAUCGGUCUUCUCAGGAUCAGUUUUAUCGCCUAUCUGUCUGGAGAUGUAGUUCAGGUACUGUUUUCUGUGUGUAAGUGUGUGUGUCAGUGUUUGUUUAUUCACCAGAGAUACUUUUCUUUGUUUGGCUCAAGUGUCCGAUGAGAUAAGAGAAAUGAAGCUGUAAGACAAACACAGACAGUUGUCAUGUGUGUUAGAUACUAUCAACUGUGGGAAAUUUUGUGUCUUACUUCGGCAAGCAAGUCAUCUGACUUUUUACUUGGCCUUAAAAAUAAAACCAGGGACUUUAAUCCAGGUUUGCAUUGUCUUAAUAUAUAUUUUUCUGAAUGUAGUUAAUUGAUAUUGUAGGUUAGAUGCCUUCUUAUAUGUAAAUGAAAGGACACGUGCACAAUUUUUUUCCAAUUUUUAUGUUAAUUGCUUUUACAUUCUUGCUGAACUGCAGUAAGUCACUUUGUUGUUGGGUUAGCAAAACAAAUGCAUAAAAAAGACACAAAGUAUUCAUUAAAAAAGGAUGUCUGAUGUGAAUGAAAAACACCAAUUUAAUUAACUCUAUCUUUUUUAUCCUUACUCAUCAAUUUGAUGUUUAUUUCCCACACGUCAUCCACAUUCCUAGUCAAUCAAGCUGCAAGGGUAUCUUCACAGACAUAUGUCCUGUAGUUUAUACUGUCUUUGUUGUCUUGUCUCCUUGUCAGAGUUAAUCCAGAAUGGCCGUCUUCUCACGCUGCCCCUGGUGGCAGGAGACCUGCACUCCCUGCUGCCUGAUGAAGAUCGAAGGCGUCUGUAUGUGGCCAUGAAAGACAACCUGCUGUCUACAAGUCUGGAUGAUAUAACGCAGAACCCACGCAAGGUCAGAACUGGAGGAUGCACACACAUGCGUUCACAUACCAUUUGAGGCAAGGUUUUAUACAAACAUGCGGAAGACAUACUCAUGGAAUUGUGCAAAGUGAACCACACGAAAUACCAACAUAUGUAAACAGUCAAAUCAGACCUAAAUCACAUAAGAUAUGUAUGGCAUUAGGGAGAGAGCUACAUACCUCUGAGAAAUGUGUGAUAUCCUGCCCUCUGCAUUUUAUAGAGUUUUUUGCUUCUUUAGAAGCAUUGAGAAUUACAGCAGUAUCUUCAACUCUGUCCUCCGUCUUCUUCAUUUAUUUGUUUGUUUCACCACCAGGUAAAAACAUCCAAUAACAUUUAUUUUUGUUAGAGAGAUCUGCUUUUGGCUUGAUGAUGUUGUCCGUGUUAAAGGGCUUAAUAUGUGUCAUGUACUAUCAUGAUAAUCAAACCAGAAGAGAAGGUCUGUUUUUACAGAUCUGUCAGAUGGAAAAAAAGUUAUAUGAUGUAUACCACUGCAGUCAGUGAAGUCCACCAUGAGCCGCUUCUGUGCAGCUGUGUAGCUCUCUCUUGUACCACCUCUAUUUUGGUCAUUUUUUGCCAUGUGGAGUUUGUAUCUAACACCACAUAACAUUUACUGCCGUAUUUCCACGUCUCCAAGCAUGCUUUGCACAGUGAAGAAGCUACUUGCCUCAAAAUACUGAAACAGAAUCAAACAACUCUCACUGCGUUUCACACAGGUGUACUGAUGCAACUAACUGUUUAGAUGGAAUAUAAGAUGUUAAAAUGUGUGUCUUAUCCACAAUUUCCUCUGCAUGCAGAACGGCACGGCAGCGAUUUUCGCUGUCCGCCAAUUCCUACCGGAUGCAUUUGUGAGGCGAAUUUCGUGGUGAAUUUUGGACAGCGGGAAUCAUGAGGACUAACAAGAACACGCGAAUUCACAUGCAAUCUCGCAAUAACAAGUUGUGUCUAUCAAGACAGCCACAUAACCGUAUAAGCAGUAGAUUGUGUCCUUCCAGAGGAGGAAAUCCACUCUGUCCAGACAACAUAUAUUGUUACUAAUUUGUAAUGUACCAUCCACUCCCAUUACUCCUGCUAUGGAAUCCCACUCCAAAUCCUUUUUUUGAAUUGAUAUGUCCUUAUAUAAGGGAUUAGAUGGGUCAAAGAUUAUUUCGUGAUUUUAAACUUCCAGAAUCAGCAUCUCAACGGGGGUGUCAACAGGGUGAAAUGACAUCGGAAAACCUUUGACUUGUUCAUCCCCGCCCACGUUUGCAUGGUGUGAAAUAUGAUCUGUCCAAAACACGUAGUGUUUUAUUUUGAAAAAAAGCUAGAUAUAUUAUUUUGUGUCUGUGUCUGACUCCCUUUCCAGCACGGGUUAAUCUGUGCUGACUUUAUGCGACAUGCUGUGGUGCCUGGAAAAAAUAGAACCCUGGAGACUGGCUAUGAAGCCUACAAAACCACAAGGGGACGGAAAGAAGCCGGUGAAAAUAGACACAUUAACUUGAAUGGGAACGAUCAGCGGCGAUCGGCACUGACUGCCUUUUCGCCGCAUGUGGUGGAAAUUUGGGGUUUUCCACAGAGACUGUGUACUACAUGAAUGUCAUGAUGGUGACAUCACCCAUGUGAUUGUAAUCCAUAAAGAAAUGCUGACUCAACCUCACUUUCAGCAGAGGUUGCCUUUAGCCAACAGCCCUAGUGUACCAAAAUUAAAUCUGCAUGCCUGUUAAUGGUAACCUGCAAAUACUGCAGAUGUUUUAUCUCAAGCCAACAACAGAGUCUAAGAUCUUCACACAGCGCUAAUGUUAAGAAGCUUUAAACCUUAAGGCAGGACGCAUAUGGCCAGCUCUGCCCUGUCCUGAUUCAGCUGGUCAAGUUUACACACAACAUAUGUUGCCUCUCCUACACAGACUGAGCUAAUAUCACUCAUCAGACUGGACUUACUUUUGUUCCACAAAAACAGGUUGUCUAUCUAAAAAGUUUCAUGUCCGUAAGACAAUCCAGUGUGAUGGGAAAUCUUUGACAUGAUAUCCAGACAGACACAUUGAUUGUUUCCCAGACAGUCUCAAACUCACAGCAAGGCCAGCGACAGAGCUGCCUUUUCAUAACUCUGCCCUGCCACGUUCAAUCAAUACCCUCAUGUGUCAGACAGACACACCAGCUAUCAGAGAGUCAAACAGGUAGGCAAGCAGACAGACAGACAGUGUGAAAGACAGACAGCAGUCAAGCAAGCCAGCCACCCACACAGCCAGGCAGCCGGCCAACAAAGGCAGAUAGAUAGUCAUGGUUUCCUCAUAACUUCACUCCAUGCUGGCUGUAAACCUAUAUGUUUGUACAUAGAGUAUUUAUAGUCUGUUUAUUCUGCUCCAGCUUCUGAGCAGUUCUCUCCCUCACGGUGUUAAAACCACUCACAGUACCAGCUCCUCGUCUUUUUCUCCUCUCUGUUUACGUUCUCUGCCAUUGACACCCAGAGAUUCUUAUCAGCGCGGCCUGCACGUUAUCGCGGCCUGCACGUUAUCCCCUCUUCUCUGUGAGUUCAAACCUCACGCACAUGAAUGUCUACAGUUUAUUCCACCAGUUUCAGUUCCCUUGGCUUCAAGAGCUGGACCUGUAACCAGUUUCUUCAGUCCAUCACAGCUCAUUGCUGAACGCGACGCUGUUGCCUUCAGCUGCGUUUUCUUUGAUGCAGCCAAAAACCAUCACAGCAUUCCUUCUGUGUGAGUCUACAGCUGGCAGCCCACAUUACACAAAGGGUCACUGAAGGGAUGAGUGUGUGUUGUGGCUUUUUGUUGCAUGUGUGUGUGUUUUUUUCGUUGGAGCAACUUCUAUUGUUUCCAUUUUCUUUCUUUCGUUCUCUGUGCUGUUAUUCCCCAACAAAGCGCACUAACCUAUCAUUUCUUAACAUCACAUUUACUUUGUGUCAGCUGUACAAUCCUUUUUCUAUAUUGUGCUUAAGGCCAAAUUCUUGCAUGUUAUAUGAACUGACAGCCAGCAUGCUCUUCACAGACUGGCACAUUCCCUCUGACUAAGUCUAUAACCUGGUGUUGGUCCUUGAGGGGUGGUCCAUAUUCUCAUCAUUUUGUGGUAUUCGUAGAUAAGGGAGAACGUGGUCUGAUAUCUUAUCUGAUCAUCUCAACUCUGCUCUGGGCUCUGUGGGAAUGACUGCAUCUGGCAACCAUUACUGGACGUCCAGAAGAAAUGGUUUCCUAAAGGCAUCAUCAUUUGUCAUUAAUCACUUUUGAAAAGCAGGUGGCACAUUUUCCAGACUACAACAAAACUGGGAAAUUAACCAAAAAGAGUUCAAUGUCAUAUUCAUGUUUAAUGUCAGCUGACACACUUCAAGUUUUACAAAAGAACAGUUUCUGCAAAUUCUGGCUCUUUUAUAAUAUCAGUUCAAUCUGUCUCGGUCUCUGAGGGAAUGACUGACUUAAGGAAAUAAUUAGUUUAGUCAUGAAGCUGCUAUUUGACACUAAUCUUCAGUUCUUUCUUUGUCUCUCUCAGUCUGUCUCCCUCUCUCUGGACCUCUGUGCUGCCAUUAUUCCCUCCAAUAUUGGCUUCCCAUCAGAGCUUUGGACUAAAUCCUGUUUGUUUUGUGUUUUUAUUUUUUACUGAUUGAGUUUAAGUGCACAAACAGAAUGGUGAAAUAUGAUUUGGACUACAAACGCAAGGCGUAUGUUGUUUAGAUUACAUUAAUUCUAUUAGGUGAGUCAGUUUUCAAGAUGAUAGUCUUCUGGUGAAGUCAUCUUUUCAUGGUUGAGUGUCUUACCUGAAAUCAGGAUGAACUAAUCCUUGUGAAAAAAAAAACAAAAAAACAUAAGUCCGUCAAAAGGACCUGACUCUGAAACAGCAUGUGGAUUUUAUUUAGAUAUGGUGGUUGCGGUUGAAAAAAGGAUAAACACUGUCUACUUACCCUUGUCUACAUUUUUGCCCCUUGGCUGCAGUUUGGACAAGCAUAGUUUUGCUCAAGUUUGACAGGUUUCAUUGUGUGUCUCUUUUCUACAUUAAAGCAGUUGAAAAGUUUGGAGUUGUGUCAUUUUAUUUUCUGAUUAGAUGGUGAUGAACAUGACAGAGUCCAUGUACAGUGUGAGAAGAAUAAGGUCAUAGCUGUAGGGGAUGAUAGCUGAUAUCAGAAAAAGACAUAAACGUCACUAAAGGUGGUGGUGGGGUAUUAUGCAUUUCUUUUCAGAUUCCAUACUUCCUUUCUGAUAUCUCUUUGAUAUCUUUAUAUGAGUUUCAGAUAAAAAAAAGCCUCCUGUUGCUCACUCUGGUGCAUUACAAUAUCGUUAUUUCAACCUCCGACUAAAAUGCUUCAUUAUAGCUGCAGUCUCUUUAAGCAACGUUACCCUGCUCCACUGUGGGUGUCCCCACACACGCUGUUGGAGGCAGGCUGUUACGCUUUGCUGGAAGCUCAGAUGAACCAUUAAGGAGAGACUAUUGUGAUGACAUGGUUAGUGAGUGAGUCUUGCGUUUUCUCACAAGGUCCCAUUUUGAGCAGUUUACAUCUAUUUUCUUGGAUUAUGCCAACAUAUAUGUAUCUCGUUAUUUGAAACUUUGCAUACAUCUAGUAUGGACACCAAACAUUGAAGCUUUGCAGUUAGCAUAGCAGCAUAAUACUGACCUCAAGAUAAAAAGCAAGUCUUCUUUGAUUAUGUUAGGUCCAAAUAAUUCAAAUAAAAUCAAGAUGAUAAGUAGCAAGGGUAAACACAGAUAUAAUUUCAUUCAGAAGUUUGCUUUUACACACUGGUAUAUCUAUGUACAGGAUGCAGCUCACUUUUCAGUUGAUUUAUAAAUAUUAAAAGUGAGUCUUUAACCCCACAUUUUUCAGUAAAUCUGACUGACAUAAACCCCAAAUGUUCUGGCUUUGAUCAACCAAGUCUAGGGGGUCAGAGGAGGCCUUUUACAGUCAGCGUAGUCCUUACCUACUCUCGGAUGUUCCCUCCAUGCAGAAAUAAUCCUUGGGUCUUAAAAACUACCAUACAUCAGAAGAUUUGAAUUAGCGUGUCAAAACACUUGGCCCAACAGGAACGGGUGUAAUCACAUGAAAAAUAAUGUUUUGAAAUAAAAUGUUAUGAAAGUGAUUUACAUUUACAAUAUUACCAUGGGUGUGCUGAUUCAGUCAACAAGUGAUGGCAGUAGUUGCAUCACUGCACACACAACUGUAGCCGAAGAGUGUGUAGUCACAGUUAAGCAGUAGAUUAAUUAGUCAUUCUGCCACCAUGCUGCUCUGACAGCUUGGCUCAUAAACAGGACACUGUGGUGUUGCCAGUUGGUUUUCAUUUUCUCCUCCUUGAAGCUUGCUCACUCGCAAGAUGUAUUAAAAUCAGCCGCCUUUCUUCCUCUUCAUCUAGUUUAAUCAGUUUUUGCUGACUCUUUCCGCCCUCUAUCCUUGUAAAACACCUUUCAAAGCCAAAAGUCUUGUUUUGAAUAUUUCAAAUGAGCUCUAAAAACAAUUUUUAACCAUUUUCUUCCCCUCUCUGUGUUGCCUUUAUCUGUCCUCUCUGUAGCUGUCCUGGCCAGCCAGUCCAGACCGUGUCCAAGAAUGUCUCAUGGCUGGGAAGGAUCCAGAGGUGACUCAGCGUUCGAGUCCACACAAACAAAUAAACACAUGGACAUUGCAUAAGCAAAGCAGUGUGCAAGACUACUGUGAAGCUGAGAAAUCAGUUUUAGAGUCCCACAAGGAAGGAAGUAUGUUAACUCAGAAUCCUUCACAGAUAUGGAUCGGUGGCCUACAGGUCAGCUCAUAUCAGCCGUUUUUAUCCUGUCCCUCACAGAAAUGUUACACUGCCACACAAGAAACAGUGUUGUGCAACUAUAAAACAAGACAGUGGUACGAUGGAUAACAAUCUAGAGCGGAACUUAAGUUAUAAAGAACUGAUUCAUUUAGAAACAACAACAAACAAGAAGCUUCUGAUACCUGCAGAGAUAUCAGGGUACAGUUUACCUUGAGGACAAAUCUGAUGCAAAGAUGUGUUCACAUAUGGAGAUGUGCAUUUUGCUGUGAGGUUCGGUGCAGCAGAUAGCAGAUAGCUUCUGGCCUAAUGUGCGUCCAAACUCGCGCAGGUCAAAAAAUAUUUAAAUAACUUUUCUGCAUAUAAGAAAUAAAUCUUGAAACUUUCUUGAUAUGUUUUAAAGAUUUCCUGGAACUGACCUAAUCACUAGUCUUGCAUGAUUUACAGAGAGAUCAAUCAAUCCAUGUAAAGCUACCAGAUCUGAAAGCUCCUGUAAGGAACAUUUGGUUUCAGUCAGUUUAGGCGCCCCCUGUGGCCAAAGCAGUCAUCAGUAAUAUUAAAAACACUUCUGUUACUCACAAUGAGGCCUCAUGCCCUUUUUCAUGUGUUUGUUUCUCUUGUUUUCAGCUGGAGUGUGCCAACUUCCUGCGAGUCAUGCAGCCUUUUAAUCAGACUCACCUGUAUAUCUGCGGCACCGGAGCCUUCAACCCGCGCUGUGCUUUCAUAGCUACCAGCAUCUUCCAAAAGGUAUUACUGCAAGAACUACAUUUUUGGAAAACACUUAACAGCACUGUGUCUUUUGUUUCAGUUAUUGUGAGUCACCCUGUGAGUGCUGCACAUUCGCAUUUCCAUACCAACUAAAUUCAGCUCACAUUUAGUGACAAAUAAGCUCCAUGCAGGAAAAAUACAGAUGUUUAGACGAACCAGACCUCCAGCAGCAACAACAAAAGCAUUUUGAUGCAAAUGCAAGUUGUGUUAAGGUCAUUGCACAUAUUGGCUCCACAGGACACACUUUUGUCCCUGCCACCCACCAUUCUGUGUGUGUGUGUGUGUGUGUGUUCUCACUCCCAGGCUCAGCCCCUAUACACAUGUCUAUCUGCAGCUGAAAUGUCACAUUUGUGGUGUCUGCCCUCAUACCCAUAUACCCACCCAGGCCAGUACUUGUGCCAUCUGUCUGUAAUAUAUACAAUGUACCUUUUGUCAUUGAGGCUGCUGCACUCUGGGAGACACUGGACACCAGAGAUUUUUCAAGAGCUUUUCAUGUCAGAAGUAAUGUUGAUGUAACUCCAGUGAGUGUUUCUCCUGAACUGAUUAAGUGGUCAUUUUUCAAACUGUAGGCACAUGUAGGUUAUCACUUUGUCAGAAAUAGGUUAAUGGUUCUAAAUUGCCUGAGCUGUGUGUGUGUGUGUGUGUGUGUGUGUGUGUGUGUUCUUGUUUGUGUGAGGUUUUGUGCCAUUUGUGGGAGUGUUUGAUCAGAGACUGUGGGUGAUCUAUAUGCGUGCAGGUCUGUGCAUUCCUGUGUUCACAUUUCCGAGGCUGUGUGCAUGCCUGCCUGAUGUUUAUACCUAUGUCUGUGUGUGAGAGUGAGAGUGGGUGUCAGAGGCUAACAGCUAAUCCCAUAAAAAGGCCAUGUGUGAUCAGAAAGGUUCAGACGUGGAGCUUAGAGGAGCUGGUGGUGCUGACUGAUUUAAGACCAAACUUCACACAUUUUCAAAUCCCUCCACUUAGCCCGAUUACCCUCAAUUAUCUGCUCAAUCUGUUAGUUUGUGCAUGUGUGUGUGGGAGUGUGUGUGUGUGUUACGUGCUAGCUGAGCCUGUUGAAAAGCCUUUGUAAAUAGAAUUAGUGGACAAUUACAAUUAGUAUGAGAAUAAAUGAAAGAACAGCUAACACAAUGACAGUAAUGAAAUAAUGGAUCUUCCCAGACAACUUGUCUUCUCGGGUCUCUUUCUUCUGUUGAGCCGAUUUUCUCCCUGUCUGUCUGACUAACCCCUGCCUCUGUUUUCUUUGACAGUCGGAGCACCAGACUCUCUCCUAUAGCCAGACAGAGUGUGGGAAGGGGAAAUGUCCCUACGACCCCUUCCAGAAAACAGCGUCUGCUGUUGUUGGUAAUGAAUUUGAAGCUUUCACAGGAUGUAGCUGGUUGUCAAAGUCCAUUUUUAACAGUGUUACUGAUAGAUUAUCAAACAGCUACACAGAAAAUAUUGGUUUGCUGCAGCCCGUAACUCCACCAGCUGCAGAAUCAUCAGAGCACAAGUCUCUUUAUAUUAGAGUCAAGAAAUUAAAUGUUCCUGGGACAUCAUCUUGAAAUGAUUUAGUCCUUUAUUUAAGACUGGGAAAGAUGUUUUGUCUGAAAUAUUACUUCUAAUGUCAGUAGCUGAUAUACCAAGCAGCAGCGCUAAUCAGGAUGCAUUACGAUCUCACAUUCAGCUGCUGUUAUAACUAGAGUUAUAUCUGAAUCAGAGUCAUUGCAUGUUUGAAUACAAGAGGAAAUAUUGUGACUUAAAACUUUGAAGAACCUCUACACUAAUAGUUAUCAGUGGGUUAGGGAUACCCUCUAUUUUAGAGUGAUCAGUGUGAGUGAUAAUUCGAUGUGACCUAAAAUCCUCAGUAAAUCCAACAUUGAUCACACUUUGUCUUAAAUAAUGGAAAAAGGUGUCUUUGUUUUGUGUAGAUGGAGAGCUCUUUGCUGGGAUUACUUCAGACUUCAUGUGCAGGGACUCCGCCUUCUUCCGUAGUCUCGGCAACCGUCAUGUCAUCCGCACCGAGCAGUAUGAUUCCACUUGGCUGCAAGGUAGGUCUAAAAAAUUGAUAUCAAAAACCGAAAUAGAGAAGUAAGAAAGUCCCUCCUUCUGAAAACAAAUGCUGAAACGGAGCAAAAGUCACUUCUUAUAACCAAAUUUGAUACAGAAAGAUAUUACUUUAAGAUAAGAAAGUUGAUGCUGUGUCACUUUGGAGUUUUCACUUAGCAGUAGUCAUUUUUAUUGUGAAAAUACCAGAUAAAGAGGUUAAUAUGUCAGUUAUGUUUGCACUAUUUUGAAAUCAGCUUCAAGCAGCUGCUCUAAAAUACAUAGUUCAUCUGUUUCUAUGACUGUUUCUUAUUUCUUACCCCAACUUUAAUCCAUGAAACAUAUUCCUCUGGCUGUAAAGUGAAUGUUCUGAACUCCACUGAAGGUCUUUUGCCCUGAAUCUUUAUCACUUGAACCAUCUCCUGCACAUCCAGUUGGUGUUUAUCAGGCCAGUGUGUCAACGUCUGCUCCUGAUAACAACUAGAUACAUGUUGAUUCUUUCUGCUAUUUGUAAACUAAAGUGAACCUUCAUCGUCCCCUUGCUCUAUCUCCAUCACUCUGUAUACACUCUGACAUAUGAGAUUUAUAUCAACCAAGGCUGAUGGCGUUGCAGUUGAUUUUAUAGUUUACCUGUCUCCCUGUCUCUCCAUCCAGAUGCCCAGUUUGUGCGGGUAGCGCCACUGUCUGAAACUGAUAACCCAGAAGAUGAUAAGGUCUACGUGUUCUUCACUGAGCGUGCUCAAGAGGCUGAGGGGGCUGCUGGGAAGGUUCUUUACUCCCGAGUAGCCCGAGUGUGCAAGGUAUGGAGUGUGUUUGUUGAGAGACAGAUAGAAACCAGGUUUGUGUGUGUGUGUUUGUGUGUUUUUGUGUGUUUCAUAUCACAAACUGUCUUCAUGUAGUUUAUGUAAACCUGUUUGCCUGAACAGGUACAGUAUGUACGUGCCGCACACUGUGUGACUGCGUCUGAUAAUGUGUGUUUACAUAAAAAGAACUAUGUGUGACUAGAUGCUUCUUACAGCUCCUAUAGAUACAACUUUCACACCAAUGCAGAGAUCUGUUAAUGUUUCUCACUGGAUCUGUGCCUUCACUGUUCUGCUGCUACACUUUCUUUUCCUCUACUGAACAACUCUGAAACUGUCUCUUCAUGUAUGACCAAAUUACUGCAUUUGCAAACAUGACUUGGCAUUUUAUAUUAUACAUUAUGUUCUUUAAGUAUUUCAGUGCUGCAUGCAGAUCUUUGAUCUUGGACUAAUGAGCUACACAUACCUUCAUAGUUCCCCCUUUUCAAUUUCAGAGACUGAGGAACUGUAGAGGAAAAAGUGUUUUCAACAAAGUCCACAAUGUGCAGUGUCUGUGCAGCUGUGAAGCUCUCCGAUCCCUUUUUGCUCUCCUGUAGCAUUUGUUGUGGUGAGGUUUGGGCAGACCAUACAAGUACAUGAGAUUUAACUAUGGGACUGACCUGCUGCGAGCAGGCAAUUUUGUUAGGACUCUGUUAAUUUUCAAAUUAAAAAGUUAUUUUUUGAUUAAAGCAGCACUCCACAAGGUUUAUACAGUAUGUUUAACAGUGAACCACUAUAUUCUAACACAUUAAUACAUUUUUUUACCUUAUCUAUCAUCAAAUAGUAUGAACAAAGAGAAAGUGAAAAAGGAACAAAAAAAAAAAAGCAACAGACAUUCCAAGACAUGACAAAGGCACACAUCGAGAUGAUAUAAGGACAAAUAUAUAAGAAAUAUAGAAAUGAAAAGAUAAAUAGGUGAAUAAAUUAAAAUAAAUAAAUAGAUCUAACAAAGAAAUAAAGUAUAAAAAGAAGAAGAUUAAAAGUAAAAUAAUAAAAAAAACACAUUAAUACAGUGAAACCUAAUAAGGGAGAAAAAUGACAGAAGUGACCGGUGAGCCGCAUGUGUGUCCAGUGUGGGUUGCACAGAGACAGGGUCACUUGCUUCUAUGAUCAGAAAUUUCUGGGUGGUGUAUUGGUCAAAAUGGCGUGUAGAAAGCAGCUCACUUAGUCAAUUUUAAGAAGGAGUUAAAGGUGGGGCAGGAUCUGAGGAAGUGCCAGUUUUUAGGAGAAAUAUUGAAUGUAAACAGCUCCCCUUAGCUCCUCCUCUUCCCCCCGUCUCUGCUCCAGCAAGCCCCGCCCACAAACAGACACUCCUGCUCACUCGUAUCAUUUCAAUUAAAUAUAGAUAUAAUGCAGAUAAAUACUUCAGAUAAUUACAAAUGGAGCCCGGUCAACGUGAAAGUAAACAGCAUUGGAGCUACUGACAUAGUCCAGGACCCGAGGUAAACAGUUGAGCUGCGCUACAACACGCAGAAGGUCCCGUUUGACAAGAAACACUUCUGUUACACUUGGCUUACUUUGUUAAAGUGGUUUACCAAAAUUUUAAAUGUUGACUACACAGACAUAACAAAACACAGUGAUAUUAUAUUACCAAAUGUCAUCAAUAACUAAUAGCUACUGACUGAUAUUAUAAGCUUUUUUGUAUAUACACCACAAAAAAAGAUGCUUCUUUAACAGAAUCCUGCCUACCCCACCUUUAAGGUACGCCUCAUACACCAAAUUUUAUGGUAGGUGUUAAGUAGUGAAAUAUUUGUCUUUUGCAGUACAUAUACAUUACACCAGCCUGUAAUGUGAAGUCAUGUGCAAGCAUUUUAUUUGGAAAGAAAUUUCAAUUGAAAACCUUUAUAAACUAAAACUGUCAGAGCUGCAAAAACCAUCAUAAUUUGUGACUUCAGUCAUUGGCCUUGUUGUCUUUAAUUGGAUCCCUGCUGUCUUCCACUGAAAGGAUAAUCAUUCAGGGGUUUACAUGAAAACUUGAAGAAGUCAGAUCAAACUUCAGACAUUGUUGCAGUUUGGAUUAGAAAGAUCAGACUGGAUGAAAGCAACCUAAUCUUUUGUUCCAUUUUGCUGUAGAAUGACAUCGGGGGCCAGAGGAGUUUAGUGAAUAAGUGGAGCACCUUCCAGAAGGCUCGUAUGGUGUGUUCAGUCCCAGGACCUGACGGCCUACAGACACACUUCAAUCAGCUGCGUGAGUACAAAAGUCAUGUGACAUAAAACAUAUUACAUGAACAGUAAAACAAAUCAUAUCAGACAGGCCUGAAGAACCGGGCUCGUCAACAGCAGGACCUUUGUCUCUGAGAUCUUCAUAAAAGAGAAACUGGAUUCAGAGACUUAGCCAGGGUAUGUGUGUGUGCGUGCAUGAGUGCGUGCGUGUGUGUAAGUGUGAGACAUUAAGAGCUGUAACUUCUUCCCCAAAUGUUUUGAGGUUACAGAGGAAAGUUUGUACACUUCAGAAAACUCUGAAGAGCUCAGCCAAUGUGUGUGUGUGUGUGUGUGUGUGUGUGUCUGUUGGUAUGCAUGGCUCCACUGUUGCCACGGUGAUCAACAGCCCUGUCGGUCACCUUGGGUUCGUCUUCGUGUCUCAGCCUUGGUAACCAUGGCAACUAGCUAACAUUCAAUUGCUGUGGGUUUUAUUCAUUAUCAAGGAUUUGUGCCACUGUCCUGUUGGCUCAGUGUGUGUGUGUGUGUGUGUGUGUGUAAGUGUGUGUCAGGAGCAGGUUCUUGUAGGCGUUACUCUUUUUAUGUAUUUUGAGCAAAUUGAGCUGAAAGCGUCUAUCUGCUCUCUGGGUAGCAGUUGGAGGUUCCUGUAUUUCCACGGAGGUGUCCUUAAUCACUGAGUGUUGUAUUAGAAUUUUAUCUAAUUCUAGUACAUAUCAAGUACCUGUGAUGAUUUUUUUGAGUGUUAUUUAGAUGAAUCCAGUGACAUUAGUCUCUAAAUCAGAGAGCCAAAUGCACUGCAGCACUGUCAUUAUGCGUCGAGGGGCUUUUGCAUCACACAUCUGAUUUAAAUCUUGUGCAAUCACCUAAAACAUCACUUAAACCCAGACUCUUUCACUACAUGGCAGACUGCAUGCUUGAAUUAUGAGAUUUUAAUAUGUUGAUUCAAAAACGUUCCCCCUUGCCUUUUGAAAGAGCACCAUUAUUCAGGAAUCGGUAUUUGGUGAGAUUUGAUCAGAGGACCAGUCUGGAGAUGCCAGCAGAACUGUCAGCUACCUCUGUGUGAAAAGAUACAUGAUCACCUCUCAGCUGCAUCUCUCUCCUGUGUCAUAUUGCUGUGCUGAACUUUAGUACAACGAUACUACUGUUUCCAACAGGGUUAUUGCCUUAAAACUAUGGUCUAAGAUCUGAAAACCAGUUUUGCUGUUUAGACAGAUUUGAAAAUCACAGCCUCCCCCCCAUUCAAUCAGCAGCAACGCUAGCUUCGAAAACAACUCAGGAUGUCUAGGUCGGAUUCACAGAUUCACAGUGCGAUCAAAACCAUAUAUUAGCGGGGCGAAGCGGGUCUGGUGUCGCCACUGCUAGCAGGUCAGAGCAAAGCCGAUUGUGGGUGAGGCUUUACCUUUCUUGGCUUGUCUUCACCAGCUCAGUUUACAAUGCUCAAGAUGCGUGGCUAACUUAGAAUAGAAUAGAAUAGAUAGAAUAUUCCUUUAUUGAUCCCCAAUGGGGGAAAUUUUUUUGUCACAGCAGCUUCACAGACAAAGUGCAAAAAUGCAGUUAUAACAAUAAAGAUCGUAUAUUAAGAACUUAAAUAAAUGUUCUAAUUAAGAAAAAAUUUAGAAAAGAAAAAAGGGAGAAGAAAAAUAAAACUAUAUACAAUAUACACAAUUUAAGUACCAGAAAAAAAGUGGUGGUGUGAGUCCAGUUUUAUUGCAGUUCAUUGUAAAGUCUUAUUGCAGAAGGGAGGAAUGACCUGCGGUAGCACUCCGUCUUGCAAGGUGGGGUUCACAGUCUGCUGCUGAAGGAGCUGCUUAAGAACCCCACAGUCUGGUGCAGUGGGUGAGAGGGAUUGUCCAUGAUAGAUACAAGCUUUGCUAACAUCCUCCUCUCACCCACCUCCUCCAGGGAGUUCAAGGAGAAGUCCAGGACAGAACUGGCCCUCCUGACCAGUCUGUUCAGUCUCUUCCAGUCCCCCUCGGUGCUCCCUGCCCCCCAGCAGACCACUGCUUGAAAAAGUGCAGAUGCUACCACAGAGUCAUAGAAAGUCCCGAGCAGAGUCCUGCACACUCCAAAGGACCUCAGUCUCCUCAGCAGGUGGAGACGACUUUGUACAGGAUGUCUGUGUUUGUUGACUAGUCCAGUUUAUUGCUGAGGUGGACACCCAGGAAUCUAUAGGACUCCACCAUCUCAAUGUCCAGACCCUGGAUGUUCACUGGAACAGUCUGAGGUGUCCUCCUCCUGUGGAAAUCCACGACCAUCUCCUUUGUCUUACAGGCGUUUAGCUGGAGGUGGUUUGUGCCACACCAAUUGACAAAGUCAGUGAUGACAGUCCUGUAUUCCCGCUCAUCCCCUUACGAUACACAUCCCAGAGUUGUAGCUGAAGUCCGCGGUUUACAGGGUGAAGAGGAAGGGGGAGAGCACUGUCCCCUGUGGAGCCCCCAUGCUGCAGACCACCAUGUCGGAUACACAGUUCUGAAGCCUCACAAACUGUGGUCUGUCUGUGAGGUAGUCCACAGUCCAUGCAGUUAGGUGACAGUCCACUCCCGCCCUCUCGAGCUUCCCCCUGAGCAGUGAAGGCUGGAUGGUGUUGAAAGCACUGGAGAAGUCAAAAAACAUGACCCUCACAGUGCUGCCGGUGUUCUCCAAGUGAGCCAUGGACCUCUGCAGCAGGUAGAUGACAGCGUCGUCCACUCUAAUGUUUGGCUGGUACGCAAACUGCAGAGGAUCCAGAUGAGAGCUCACCAGGAGGCGGAGGUUCCUCAGCACAAUCCUCUCCAGAGUCUUCAUCAGGUGAGAAGUGAGGGCCACAGGUCUGAAGCGGUUGGGCUCCCUGGGGUGUGCUGUCUUGGGGACAGGAAUCACGCAGGAAGUCUUCCACAGUGUUGGGACCCUAUCCAGACUCAGGCUCAAGCUGAAGAUGUGCAGUAGCACCUCACAGAGCUGGUCUGCACAGUCCUUCAGGAGUCUGGAGCUGAUGCCGUCAGGACCCGUGGCUUUCCUUGGCUUCAUCUUCCUCAGCUCACUUCUCACCUGGUCAGCUGUCAUGGAGAGGCUGGGGGUGGUGCUGGAGGGGGUGGUGGAGGAUGAGUGGAUGGGGGGUGAUGAUGCCAGUGCCAUAGAACUGAAAUGGUGUACAGAAAAAGCAGACGGGUCGUUGGUUUGAUGAAUCGGGGGAGGAGUGGGAGCAUAGUCAAAUCUAUUGAAGAACAGAUUUAGCUUGUUGGCCCACUCCCUGUCUCCUGCUCCAGGUCCCCUCUCGUGGCCCCUGCUGUGACCUGAGAUGGAUUUCAGGCCUCUCCAGACCUCCCUUGCGUUGUUCUGUUGCAGAAGGUUUUCCAUCUUGGUCUUGUAGCUGGCCUUCCCCUCUCUGAUCUUCUUCUUCAGCUCCUUCUGCACCCUCCCAGCUCCUCCCUGUCCCCGGAUUUAAAGACCCUCCUCUUCUCCUUCAGGAGGACUUGAAGUUCAGGGGUCACCAAGGGUUUGCUGUUGGAGAAACACUACUUUCCUGGUGGGUACGGUGUUCUCAACACAGAAGUUUAUUCAAUCUGUGAUGCAAUCUGUCAUGGUGUCUAUGUCAUCACCAUGUGAGCCGCACAGUACAUCCCAGUCUGUGGUCUCAAAACAGUCCUGCAGAACCUCAGUGGCCUCCUCAGACCACCUCUUAACAUACCUGAUGGUGGGGGGUUGUUUCUUCACCAUAGGUAUGUAAAUGGGCUGCAGUCUUACCAGGUUGUGAUCUGAGCGGCCCAGCGGGGGAGAUGUAUGCAUCCUUGGUGUUUGCAUACAGUUAGUCCAAAGUUUUAUUGUCUCUUGUUGGGCAGUUUACAAACUGGCUGAAGGAAGGGAAAGUGGAGGAGAGACAUGCAUGAUUCAGGUCUCCAGAGAUGAUGAUCAGAGACUGAGGGUGUGAUGUUUGUAGCUUGGACACUUCACUAUGAAGGAGUUCACAGGCUGCAGCAGCAUCAGCCGAGGGGGGGAUGUAAACAGUUAACGCGAUGACGUGCGAAAACUCCCUCGGCAGGUAAUAUGGCCGCAAACUCACAGCCAGCAGCUCAAUGUCCUCAGAGCAGCGCUGCUCUUUAACACUGACGUGCCCAGCAUUACACCAUCUCUCGUUCACAUACACCGCUAUCCCGCCUCCUUUCCUCUUACCACUCUCCCUCACGCUCCGGUCCGCUCUGACGAGAUGAAAUCCAGCCAAAGUUAUGAGUGGGUCCGGAGUGAGUUUGUUCAGCUAUGACUCCAUGAACAUCAUGAGGCUGCACUCCCGGUACUCCCAAUGCAGCCGAGUCAGCGCUGUGAGCUCUUCCAUCUUGUUGGGGAGAGACCUCACGUUUCCCAUGAUGAUGGACAGGACAUUUGGCUUAAAACGUCUCCGCUUCGCCCGAUGCUGAACUCUGGCCCUGCAUCAUCUCCUUCUCCUGCGGAGCUUGGCGGGGAUGUCUGGUCUCUCCCACGAAGGUGGCCGGGUUUGGCACAGCGCCAACAGCUGUUCACGGAAAAAAACAACAAUAAGAAGGCAAAAACGUAAACUCUCGUAAACUUGCUGCCACUCUCAGGGCGCUCAGUCACUAACUUAUGCUAAAAUCUAUUGACAGAGCCUACCCGUUCCAACCAACAACGUUCAGUCAUUCGCCUCCCUUACUCAGUUACUCAGCAGACAUCUCCCACUGUAGUAAAUAAAGUAAUUACCUGUUCAACAGAAAUUUGGCUGCGUCAGUUUUCAGUCCCAAGUCCUUCUGCAGCUUUUUCCACCGGCCGUACAUUUCUCCAUUGUAGACUCUCCGUUGGCACCUGUAUCGCUCACAUUUCUUCCUUACUUCAGCCUUUUCCUCGAAACUUUUAUGUUUCCUUCUCUUCGAUGUGGAGGGUAACAGAAGCAGCCUCCUAGUUUCAGUGUUUGUCUUCUCCAUUACGCCUCAGUAGCUGUGCAGCUAGCCAAUUACAUACGUGAGGGGGGUAGUGGGGAGGAGGCGGGACCAUGGGCAGGACGGUGUGGAGCAGGGGAGACAGGGGAUUGGAUGGACUCACGUACCACUCUGGUGGUUCGGAUUGGUCGAUUGUUGUGCCUUUUUGCAGCAGAUAUACUGAAUGGAUUUUUUUUCGUUCUUUUUGAUCUUUAUAUUGCAUAGAUGGGACCACAACGGCCUCCAAAUCCAGGGUGAUGUGCUGAGAGUGGUUUUGGUGCCACUAUAAGUGACUUGCACCUACCUUGAAGCAUGCUGAUCUUCUUGGUCACGAAGAACACAUUCAGGAGUGAUCAUGUUUGAGAGCCAUGCUGUUGUCAGUUUAAUGGAGAUGGUUUGAGCAGCUUUCAUUUAAAAGCUGAUAGCAGAGGAUGGUUUCGAUCCAUCGACCUCUGGGUUAUGGGCCCAGCACGCUCCCGCUCCGCCACUCUGCUGACAGUCACCCCAGAUGGGACUCGAACCCACAAUCCCUGGCUUAGGAGGCCAGUGCCUUAUCCAUUAGGCCACUGGGGCUCACAUCAGUGUCAUUGACACAACACAAACAAUAGACGUAUAUUGUCCAAACGUCCAGCAGAGCAAAAAUGGAAAGAGAGAAAGGGUUGGGGCACAUAAAGCAGUGAGCCAACAUAAUGUGAAGAGCACUGAGAACACACAAUGUGAGACAAAAGCAGACAUAUAGUGAGGGAAUAAAGCUGGAGCUCAGCAGUCUUUGCCUGAAGCACAGACGGUUUUCUGCUUUGUCCUCUCUGAAAACCCACAGACUGUGUCAGUGUAUUCAAAACUGAAUGGAGUCAUGCUGACAGCAGCAAGAGAGACUGAAAAUGCUUCACAUCUAAUCAGACAGUUCAAUAUUUAACUUUCCUCAGCAGCAACAAUUAGGAAUAUGACUGAGGGGAAACUAGUCCAGUGUCACUACUGCUACUGUGACAUGAAAACUGAAGCAAAAGAUCCAGCAGUCAGAGAUCUGCUGUAGCUCUGUUAUAUCCUUUAACCACUCAACACAAACCUCUCCCUCUCUCUCUCUGUCUCCCUCUCUCUCUCUCUCUCUCUCUCUUUCUCUCUGUCCUCUCUCUCUCUCUCUCUGUCCUGCCACCCCUGAUAUUUAGAGUGAUGCCGUCUGUCCUCUAUUAUGCAUCUGUAACUUUUACUACAAUGCUAGCUAAGCAGCCCUACCAUUCCCUCUGAAAAUGUUUUCCUGUACAGACAAGCCAUAAGAACGGCUUAACAGUCCAGCCUAAAAUGGGAACCAUAAAAGUGGAUAUCAUUAUGUGGCCCCCAGCAGCUAGUACUCAGAUGUUGGCACAGCUAUGAAACCACUUGGUUGUCUCACCUUCAGACUUCCUCUCCACCACUCAUCUGUCUGUCAUCUUGAUUCGAUUUGAACCAACAGACCUUGUAGCCCUCUCUUCAUCUAUGAGGCCACUGGGGCUCAAAUGCUUUUACUGCGGCUUAGGAGAGAAGCAUGUGAGAGAUGCAGAUAGAGAACAGUGAAACAGUGGUGGAGAAUUUUUGAGACCAGACUGGUUCCUUAUCUCAGCUGUCUUUGUAAACAGACAGCUCUCAGGGUAAAAGACGUGACUCCUCUCUUCACACACAAACACACACACAAAUAUGCACACCUUGGAGCUGUUACACACAUCCUCCAGCCUCAGCCUGUCUGUGUACACAAGGAAGUUCUGACUUGUUAGGAGCAUAAACAUUUCUACCCAGCAUGCCUCUGACCACGUUUUUCACAGCAGAAACACAGCAGAUAAGGGUCCAUGAAAUUUGUUUGUGAAUGCACUUCAGACACACAGGCAUACAGACACAGACACACACAAACACACACACGCAAAACCACAAACCCAUAUGCAAGAGAUCAACCUGUCAGGUUAAGAAUGCUCUCAGAGUGGUGUUUAUGACAUGCUCCACCACACAGAAACACUACAAAUCCCAGAAACCCUCAACUGUCUGCGGGUCCAUAAUAGCAGGACACCUGGAUUUCACUCUGUGUGUAUGUUUGUGAUAAUGGUUUCAUUUUUCUGAAUUUGAAGAGCACAAAAGAGAGAAAACAGUCACCUGACCUAAAUCAAACAGGAGCCGCCCUGGGAAAUGUAAGGAUAAGCUCAGGAGAGGUCUGAGUAUUUGGGUUACAAUCUGUGAGGAGGUUUGAUACACAUCCAUCCUGAUUCUAAAAAUCAUACAGCUCAUUAGCUUGACUAUACAUGACGAUAAAUCUGAAUUAAGCAUAUUGUUUUUGAAAGAUUAACACUGAUUUAAAGCUCGCUAACAAUUGCUCUGCUUCAGUGAGCACAGACAAAUCACUGCUCUGUCUCUUGGUACAUUUUUGAAGCUGUUACAUAUUUGAUACAGUUUUUUAAGCAGCUUCACAGACUGAUUUGUUUUAAUGAGCAUGUAGAUGAAAAUUAACUGACUUGUGAGUUUGCAGGUUGUGAUUGAUUUGUGAUGUGUCAUGCUCUUCUGUUGAUGUAACUCACUGGUGAAAUUGCGUGUUAAGCAUCACUGAACUACAAUUACUCCAAACCCAACAGUCAGGUUGAAGUAGUUCCUGUUUACUGUUUCCUCUCUGGUGGAGGACAGGCGUCCCUCCUGAAACCAGUCAAAGGAGUCCAGCUCACAGGAAAGGACUCUCUGCUGUUUACUGCUGCUUCCCCUGUUGUGGUUGUUGUUGUGCAGAAGAGACAUGCUAUGAGGUUUUGGAGUAGGAAGAAGAUAGUCCUUUGUGGCCAGACACAGUGUCAUAACACCAGAGACAAAGAGGUAUUUUCAUGCAUUUUGAGUGUCUAUUUCUGUCUGUGCGUGUAAGAUUUAAUGUUCCAGACAUAAGACAGCACCCAUUUCCUCAUCACUACAUCACCCACUGCUGCUGGAAAGGAAUAAAGAAGUGCUUUUGUUGUGGAGGACGUCACAGCAAAAGCGUGGGACUAAACCGACAAAUGAGUGUUGCUUCUAAAUAAGUGGAAGUGAGGAGAGAAAGGAGGACACAGAGUAUGAAGUAUACUUUUUAUUUCAUAGGAAAACUUUAACCAGUGGGGCUCAGGAAGCCAAAGAAAGUCUGACAAACUACAGAGGCUCGAGUUUGAAGAUGACGUCUGCUAAGACUAGGGAGAAAUCAUUUGGAUGAUUUAAAAAAUUUAUAAACAGGGGAGGAAUUAAACAGGGAGACAAAGGUUAAAGUUAGGACAUAAUAUACUGCACAGCUAAUGUCACUAACCAGGUGAGAAGUGCAAAAAGUUUGGAUCCAAAUCAGGGAUGUGUGUGUUUAGUUGACUAAAAGAUUUAACAUCCUCAUCAUCCCUCGGUGACACAGGGUUAAUGAUUUAGUUUUAGUAGGCCUACAUAAUUUUUUACUUUCACUGAAAUGCCACAUUUACCAAUGGACAUAGCAGCACAGAGAUGAGGGUAGACCUGAAUACUGACAGGCUGAAGCAGCAGGAAAACACUGCUGAAUGGGUUUAAAAAGAAUGAAAAAAAAAACAACAAACAAACAAAACAAAACUGAACUUCAUCUGUGGUUCAAGAAAGACUAUAAAGAUGAAGACUCAUGCAAUGGUGGGAAAGAUUCACAAGCGUGACAUGCCAAAGGGAUUCCUCAGCACAUGAUUUCAGCAUCAAUCGGCACCACAGUCUCCCCAAAGUGGAUCAGAAAGUCCAGAGAACUUUACAACACAAUGAAUAACAACAGCAACAACAACAACUGCGGGGACUCUCCAGAGGCCUGUACUAUGAAGCUGGAUUAACACAUCCAGGGUAACUCUGCCACAACUCGCUCAAUUUCACCAGAUCUCCGUAAUGCUGAUCAGCUGUACUACAAGGCAGGAUAUCAACUCCUUAACUGAAUUAAAUUGUGGCCAGUCUAGAUCUGUACGCGCACAGGUAAACAGGGCGAGGUCAGUGCCACCAAACCAAACUCCACAAUGGAGAAGGCUGUGCGUCAUAUUUCACCGCCGGGGAACAGAGCACUAUUUUCCACAAAUAUGAGGAGUAAUAUUGCAUUAAACUGGUAUUUAAUUAUUGUUAAACAGUGGACUGGAGCGAUGCCUAACCAAUGCAAGCUGGUCGUGCUAGCUCUGCUAAUGUUAGCCUCUUUUUGAAGCAAACCAACUGGACUUCAUUUACUAUCAGACUCUGAGAUACUGUGCUCAUUUUCAUCUGCUUUCUGAGUGUUUUUUUACAUCUUGACUUGUCAAAUAGUGCCGUUAAAUUUGUGUUCACAUAACCACGACACCCGUUGCUUAAAGUGAUAAGUAUAUAUAAUCAUUUAGGUCAAAGUAUAAAUUAAACUUAAACUAUUAUGACAGGUAGAUAAAACCUGGCUCGUUUGCAGAGCAUUAGAUUAGACAGAACUUUAUUGAUCCUUUUGGGAAGGAAAUGUCAGCAGCAACAGAAAAAACAAACAAACAAAAAAACCAGAAUGAUCAAAUAAGUAAGAAAUAAAAAUACAAUAUAUAUCAAGAAUGAAAAUAUUAAAAAAAAAACAGAUAAAUUGACUAUUUACGUAUCAAAAGUAAGAUAUAAAGCUAUGGAAAUUUGCACAUUACUGUUAAAACAAAUACUAUAACUACUACUACUGUUGCUGCUCCUUCCCAUCCUCUGUCCUCCUGUUACUCCUCCUCUCCAGAGAGGAGUUGUACAGUCUGAUGAAAUGAUUUGGCACUUGGCAACCACGGCCUGAUAAAACAUUCACAGGAGUUUUCUGGAUGUUGAGAAGACCACAGCCUCCUUAGGAAGUACAGCCUGCUCUGUCCUUCCCUGUACAGGUGGUCCAUGUUUAAUGUCCAGUCCAGCUUGUUGUCCAGCCACAGUCCAAGGUACUUAUAUGAGCCUACAGCCCCCACCUCCGCUCCUUCAAUCAGAACUGGCCUUGACCUUGGUCUGGGCCUCCGAAAGUCAAUGACCAGCUCCUUGGUCUCCUUGGAGGUGUUGAGGUACAGAUGGUUCCUUUGGCACCCGGCAGCAAAAUCCCUCAAUAGGCCCCUGUACCCCUCCCCUCUGUCCUACCUAAUUCACCCAACGAUGGCUGUGUUGUCGGCGAACCUCUGAAUGUGACACAGAUAAGAGAUGUAGCAGAAGUCUACAGUGUACAGAGUGGUGAGGGGAGGGGCCAGCACCGUCCCUGUCCCUAUGUACUUCAACAAGUGAUUUGGUAUUUUAAAUCAGAAGUUCAGGCAGGCGACAGAGUACAGGAACUAUUCUGCCUUUGCUAAUUGAAUAAGUCAGUGAGAAAGGAUAAGCUAAAUCUAUGUUUUUCAGGAAUUUGUCAGUUUGGGGAGCUUUUGUUGUCCAGUGUUAAAGAAUUGUAAAAUGUUGAAAUUUCCCGUUUUUCUUGGAAAUAUGCUUUUAGUAGAAGACUUCAUAUUGACCCCACAGCCAUGAUGGAUGAAAACUGAGUUCAGGCCCAGCAGGUGUGACCUCUCGAAGAAGUUGAUGUUUCAUAGGCUGCAUUAUCUUAUGUGGGGGCUCUGUUGGCAUCGGCUGAUAAUAGACUGUGAAAAAGGGGGAUUAUGUCUCAGUCUAUUUAUGUACCAAGGAUAGAGGAGUUAUAUGUAACACUGAGCCAAAAGGACGCCUUACCCUGUCAGACUCAUCUGACGAAUGCUUUCCCACUAUUUACUGUGUAAUUACCUCAUCAACAAAAACACACUCUGUUUUCAGGAGAGAGAAAGCCUGUUUUGUGAUACUGAAUAUUAAAAUUAAUCAUGUUCUGACUCCUCCAUUCAGCUUUUCUAAUUUAUCAUAGGUUGUUUGACAAUGUUUGAAUGGAAGGCCAGUUCAUCAGAAGGAGAAACAGAGGAGGAAGUUAGAAGGGAGAAGAGGAGGAAGGAUGAGAGAGAGGGCAACAGAGGAAAGAUAAAGUGUUACAAGUAAGAGGAGGGUAGCGGUUACAGCACGAGGUGACGACUAGGCAAGAGAAGAAAGAAGGAGGAGCAGAUGAUGAAAAGAGAGGCAGAGAAGAGUAAGAAAGAGAAGGUCAAGGGGAGAGAAGUGAGAGGAGGAAUUGCUUACUUGGAAAAGGAGUGGGAAUAAAUUUGGACAAAGGACAAAAGAAAAACAGAAAAUGAAUGGGAUGAUGAAGAAAAGGUGGCUGCUAUUUAAAGGUCAGCUGAGACCCCUGAAGUGGAAAUGAACUUGGCAUGGGCAGAGUCGGCCUUUGUUUAAGCAGUGAUGUGGGACAGCUUCUCACUCUCCAUGUUUCCCCUGAGCUGCAGUGGCUUGAACUUGACAAAGGGGCAGGCACGCUAAAGUGGAAUAAGGUGACUAAUUAGCUGCAGAAACCCUCACCUAACCCUCACCCUCAGCUAAACAUUAAUUCAUUCAAUUUGGCAAUUACAUCUGACCUUCCUAUUUAUACUUAUCUGGUGGUUUUUAUACAGACUGUCGAGGUGUCCUUAUCAUCAACCAAGCUGUCUUUUUCUGUCGUGUAAAUUUCUCAAUCCGGCAUCAUACCACAAACAAACUCAACAGAAGGAGGUGGGGAGGGGAUUUAACAUAAUAUCAUGUCAGGGUUUGUAUAGGAGACACAAGAGAUUCAUUUUAAUCAUCAUUCGCUAUCAUGUUUAUUUUCAAGACUAGUAAUUCAAACCAUACAACCUAACAGAUUUUGACUGAGAUGAUUCUGUUUUGUAACUCAUGGUCUACUGGAAGUUGCAUGCUUCAAAAUAAAAACACAUUUUUACACUGCAACCUAAUACAGUUAAAUAUCAAAAUGACACUCAAUCCUUCAGCAAGCCAGUGUCUACUAUGAAAAGGCAGUUACAGUCACAGGGCAGAUGAUAAAUGCCAAAUUUGAAUAUCAUAAAAAAUUGACAAUGACUUGCAAGGUAAUUGCACUUAUGGCAUUAAAGGGAUAUUCUUGUGUAAAAUUAGGUUAUGGUCAAAUAUACUAUAACAUUGUGUUAGACACCCCCUCGAGAGACAAAUGAUGACGACUGCUUGCUUCUCUAGUUAUACCGACUUUAGCAACGACUGCAUGAUAGCAAUACACAGCAGUCUAAGUCUCCAUGCGUAAACCUCAACCAAAAAGCCACUCUAAAGCCACAGAUAAUGCUCAAAACAGCACCUAACUUCAUCAACAGUACAUAUAGGGUCCCAGCUGUAGUACUAGCCACCAAAAUCUUUUUCAGCUUUGCCUGGUUUCUUUAGCAAAGAGACUAAACACAACUCACCCACUCUCCUCUAGCAGCUGCUUGUUUGUGGGGAAGCCCUGACGAGUUGAUCACCGAGUGCAGCAGAUCAUUUCCAUAAAGUAAUAAUCAUCAUAAUAAUCAUUUUGUACUGCAGACGUGAUAGUUCUUCUGCCUUAGCGUCUUGGUCUGAUUGUAUUUUCAAGAAGUAAUAAUCAUAGAUUUUCUGCUGCACUCGGUGAUCGACUCAUCAGGGCUCCCCCACAAACAAGCAGCUGCUGGAGGAGAGUGGGUGAGUUGUGUUUAGUCCAUUUGCUAAAGAAACCAGGCAAAGCUAAAAAGAUUUUGAUGGCUAGUACUAUGUCUGGGACCCUAUAUGUACAGUUGAUGAAGUUAGGUGCUGUUCUGACCAUUAUUUGUGGCUAUAGAGUGGCUUUUUGGUUGAGGUUUGUGCAUGGAGACGUAUAUGUAAACCGCUGUGUAUUGUUAUCAUGCGGUCAAUGCUGAAGUUGGUAUAACUAGAGAAGCAAGCAGUCGGCAUCAUUUAUCUCUGAAGGGGGUGUCUAACUCGAUGGUAAGGUAUGUUUGACCACAACUUAAAUUUACGCCAGAAUAUCCCUUUACUUUACACCAUAACUUUACCUUGCUCUCUUCCUGUCUUUCCUUAGUUUGACUGAUUGUGAUGUUUUAUUUCAAAGUUUUCCAUGAAAUAUUGUGACACUGUUGUUAUAGUAACAUUUUAUGGCCAUGCUAAUCGUGAGGUGACAAUCUGAUACUCUGUCGUAUUCAUACAAGCCAAAUCAGCUGUAGUGGUUUAAUCUUGUUUUAUUCUGCAUGAUUGUUAUCCGACCGAGGUUAGCAUUCAAACACAAACUUAAUUAGUUGUGAAAUGAUUUACACUACAGAGUUAGUAAGCAUUUUUAGUGAUUCAUUUUAAACUGAGCAUGCAUGGUGGAUUUCCAUUGACAUGUUUGUUUAGCCCAGGGUCUACGCUGGAGCACUUUGUGCGUUGAAAUGACACUUUGCCACUUGGAUUAGGUGGGCAAGGAGAAAAAAGUCAACACCAAAGAGAAAGUUAGAAGAUCUAUUUGCAGACCAUGCAUAAGUCAUUGAAGGUGAGUGAUAUGAAGAAAAGCUGGAGGAGUGUGAGGCUUGAUCGUAGGUCAGUGGUGUGAGGGAAGAAGAGGGGAACUAGGUUAAUAAGAAAGAAUGGUGCAGAUAGAGAGAUGGACGCUGAGGGGAGGGGCAUAGAAGACAGCAGGGAGGAAUUUACCAGAGGGCAGAAGGGAUUGAUUUUUUAAUUUCUCCUCAUUUAUGAUGAGAGACAGACUCUAAGUCUUUUAAAAUGUUAAAUGUAUAAUCAAAUGUAUUCAUGUAUUUCAAAGAUAUAACAGGAAACAGUUUUUAGGUCCUCAAAGGUAGAGCACUUUCUCAGAUGGAGGUUAUAAAAUGGAAAGUUUUCCUCCAAAAUAAAACAAAAACACAGAGUUUUAUUGCUGAUGUAAAAAUACUGGUAAAUCAGCUCUGUUUUUAAAAUUGGCAUUGAGAAAGACCCGUGAAAGUAAUGGUGUCCUUUGGUGCCACCUUGGACGAGUAGACAGCCCUUAAUGGAUUUCUCAGUCUGUACAUUAAUGCUCAAAUUGAAGGAGACGUCAAUCUGGGGAUAGCAGCAGUGGCCGGAGGGGAAAAUACAGCAUGUGUCAUGGAGAAAAAAGAUGUUGUGGCUGAAGGAAUAGGGCCAAUAGCUGAAGGGGUUUAGGAACCAGACGAGAGGGAGGCAGGGUUAUUAUGGAGAAAUUACUAUAAGAUGGCCAGGAGGACAUAAAGACAGGGAUUGUGGUCAGAAAAAUGACCAGGAGGAGGAGGAGGAUGUAAGCAUUCAGGUUGACUGGACUGGAGAGGAAAGAGGGAGCAGUGGAGAAAUGAGGGGGAUGAGGGUGAUCGCCGAGGGGGCUACGGCCAGACAAUUAGGAAGAGGAGGAGGAGGAGGAGGAGGAAGAUAGGGACUGAGGCUGUAGGUCUGCGGGCUAGACAAGACUAUCUGCCCUCAGGGGAACAUAACCUCUUUUUUUUAGAGAGAGAGGAAGACACAAGAACAAUCCUCCGGAGAAAAUAGGCCAGACAGACAGAUGGACAGGGAGAUGGAGAGAUAGCGGGGAGGGGGAUUGGUGAAAGUGAGAAACAAAGAGAUUGAGAGACUCUUGGAGGGAUCCAGGUGGAUUUGAGUGGAGAGGGAGGUGGGAUGAGCACCUGAUGAGCAGAUAAAGAGACUGAAAGAAAAAGAGAAGAGGAUUUAGACAAAGAAAAGCAGCUCAGGAUGAGGGAUUACUGCUAUAGUGUAAGAUAGUGGCCAGAUGUUUGACAGUAAAAGAGAAAGAAGUUACGGUUAAAAAGAUAAAUAGAGAGAAAAAAGGAGGACAAUAGCUUGUUUUUCAUCAAGAAUUGAUAGUUGUUGACUAAAUCUGCACUCCUUCAAACUUAAACGUAUUAAAUAUUCAAGCUUUCACCAUGACUCUCCAGGUCAGAUUACUUUACGGACAGAAGCAGAUUAACCUCAUUAUUCCUACUAUCAGUGCUUGUCAUAAAAAGUGUGUGUGUUCGUGCGUGCGUGCAUGCGUGCGUGCGUGCCUGUGUGAAUGUGGGACUUGUUUGUUCUCACCUGUUAAAGAAUAAUCAGUAAAAUAAGUCAAACUGAUGACAACUGUAGAAGUGUGGUGGAACAAAUCAGUCCUGAUAUAAACUUGUCAUGGAGCAAUAAGAGGAAAGUCUGUGCUGAGCCAAGCAGAGCUGUAAAUAACGUCUUCCUCUUCAAAGUCUCUAAAGGAAAAUGUUGUUCUGUGGGCGUCUGCAAAGUUUAACUGUGUUUUCUUAGGAAGCCGUGUGCAGAGUGAGGUGUUGAGAAGAGAGACAGUCUGAUAACUUCAAGCAGACAGCAGAAACUCAGAGCUUUCCCCUGCAGGGUUUGACAAAGUUUGAGUCAAGCUAAUGCAAUACUUUUUAAAAAUUCAACUGAAUAUAUUUGCUUUAACAUGCAGGUGUAUGCUUAGCUUAAAAAGGCAGCACCCUCACUUAACAGUAAAAUAAGUUUUUUUGGCCAUUGCUUGGUUCUUUGGAUGUUUUAGCCAUGCCAGCAUUUAGGUCAAGUCAGUCUAAUAUGCCAACCAAGAAGGAACAUACGUAUAUGAAUAAAUCAUAAUCUGCUUCUGGAGGCUGAUUGCCAUAAGCUUUCCUUUAUUUUUCCCUUCUUUGAUAUGUGGUAUAUCAUGUGUGUACUAAAGUUCACAAUAGGGAAAGAAAGGCAAAGAUAAACAUAUCUUUGACUUUAGGUACUAACACAUUCAGACUGAAAUCACCUUAAAGUCUAAAAUAUACAGGAUCAGUAUUGGGCGAAUUCUGUCAGCAGCAAAUAGGUUCCCAUUCUAAUCAAUGCAGCAUCGCACACAGGACGCGUAUCAGCUCCGUCUCAAAAGCGUGUCAAGUGCUGCUCUGCUAAAAUUAGGUGCCAAGUCUAUUUUUGCCGCUCUAUGCUUCGAACAGGUGUCAAUCUUUAAAGAGAAGAUCAUUCUAGGCAGAAUGUCAAGCACGAAAACCGUGCAUGUCAUCCGGUAUUUCAAAAUAAAACACCAUAUGCGGACUCCUGACUGUGUGUCAGUUUGUGUAGAUGAGAAAUACUUCCUGGUUAUGGAUUUAUCGGUAACACAGAACAAUCUGAUGGUCAAUCACUGAUCCAUGUGGACCCUAACAGGACUUUUAACAGCUAACUCUGUUCGAAGGUAACAGCACAGCAGAAAGGAACAUAGUUUACUUUAUUAAACACAAGUAAACCUGUAAAAACUGAAACUGUAAAAUUAUGUUGCUUUAUCACAUACAGUUGAGGCUCAACAGUCACUGAAUUGUAUCCAAAUGAGCAGGAAAUAGACCAAAGAAAGGAAAAACAUCCUGUUGUGAGUGUGUUGUUUCCUCUAUACUGAGCCCAGCUGACCGGGCCUGCACUACGCUGCUGCUACGCUCCAAAUACGCACCCUGCUUGACAGAGCAGAUAUGCAACGCUGACAGAAUGCGCUCAAUACGGAUCCUGUGUGUUUACGGCUUUAAUCCAUACAACUGUGGUAUAACUGAUGCAACUGACAUUGCAGAUCAGACUGUGAGUAUGUGAAAAUCAAAUCAUACAUACAUCCUCCCAUCAGCAACAACUUGGUAUAAUGUUACAGAUAAGCCAUGAGCAGGUGAAACUCUUAGUCCUCUGGGAUGGAAAAAGUUGAUCAGCAAUUCUUUUUUCCUCAUCUCUAAUUACUUGAAGAUUGAAAUAUUAUUAACCCCCUUUAACUUAGAGAAAAACAGACAUGGGUUAUGCUAUUCAUACCCUCAUCAGUGUGUUGCAGCCAUUCCUUUUUUCGGUAUGUAAAAGGUGAUUCCUAACUAUUUGAUAAUAUGUAUGCUUGUAGAUAUGCAAAUACAAGUCUCUUUUUUUUUGGUUGUUUUGAAGGAAUAACACUGCAAUUAUCAGCUGAUAAGUUAUUGGAGUAAAUGUUGCCCCCUAGAGUUACACGACAGCUAUGGUGUCCAUUAUUAACCCAGUACUCCUGGCAGGUCAGUAACAUUUUUGGCACAGUUUUUGGGAUCAGAUUAAAAAAAGUGUUUGUCCAAAAGUGAAUCAUUUGCAUUGCUUAAUGCCUUGGUAAUGCAUUCCCUGCUCUAGAUAGAGUUAUCCUGCAUGGCCAAAAUGCUGAACCAGCUAGCAUAUGUCCUCAGAACAUCGUUUUCAUGGUGAGCAAUUUUUGAAUGCUGUGUUAGCUUUUAUCUCAAUCUAAUUUCACAGCUGUAUGGCUGUUGAGUCAAAGUCUUGUGGAUUUCAUUUUUGAAAGCAUGUCUAUGUCAUAGAAACCUGAUUGAGUGUUUCUGUCUUCAGAAAAACCCAUUUUUCUUCAGUAAACUCACUCACAGUAUGUCAUGAAAAAAUAAAUGCUGUCACAGGGAGACCUCGUCUUCUUAUUUCAGUGAAAGUCAUUUAAACUAAAUGUAGUCCUGUAAUAAUUUGCCUGUGUUUUGUGUCCUUGCUUAGCUUUACAGCAUCUGUAAGACAUUUUAUUCAGAGACAUCUCAGAGAUCUCACUAUUCAGCCAAAUGAAUCUGGACUCAAUGUACCCGUCUAGACUCUUUUUGACCUGCACUUUACCUUUCAAAGGCUGUGUGAAAAGGGGAUUUUUUUUUUUGGUUGCAAAGUAAAAACUUCUUUUGGUUAUGACCAUAUAAGAAUCUUUACAAACCUGUGAGUCCAUUUAUUUUACAUUCCCCGGCUCAGACAUGUGUUCAGCAGACAAACUGCACCAACACUUUGUCAAUGAGGCCGAACAUAGCUUUGAUAGGGGAUGAUUAGAGGUUUAGUGCAUAUUUGGGCUCUCUAAUGAAUGUUUCUUUCUUUAUUUGAUCACAGUCUGAUAUACAUGUUUCCAUCAGGCUGACUGUAAAAGGGUCUGUCUUUCAUCAGUGCCAAAAUGGCUUCCAUCAGGCUCACUGUAAGGCUGUAAAACUUCGCAGGUUUAGAUUUAAAUCUUCUGAUGCCCUUCUUUUGACUCCGGCUCAUCCCUCCUCUGAAAAAAAAACUUUAGAUGAAAGCAUCCACCAAACAGCAUAUAUAUCAUCCAGAGUAAUAAAGCAAAACUGCAGAAAAAAACUCUAUAAAGAGAGGACAGGGGGUAGAAAAAGGAAAAGGGAGCGAUAUUAAAGGAUUUGAUUAAUGACAGGGGAUGAAAAAGGAGGGGCAUUCUUUGGAGGGAGGGAGCUGAAAGAAAGCUAGCUGGAAAAGAUAAGAAAGAGGAGGCUGAAAAAAAGAGAAGGCAUGGCAAACUGUAUAAUUAAAUCAUGGCAGAGGAGAGGGUUUGAACAGAAUUAGAGAGAAAAAUAACCCCACAAACUCAGAGACAUCUGCAUUUUUAUUUUAAAGGGAGGGAGUGGUGGAGAAGACAGAUCAGGAAAACUUAAUAAUGAAGGAGUGAUAUAUUAAAUAAGGGAUGGAUGGAGGGAGAGAGAGAGGGCGGGAGGAAUGAUAAACCCCGCAGGCUGCCAACUACGCAUAGUCCUUUCUGCUCUGCCUUUAGGAGUCUGGGGAUUGUAUGUGUGUGUCUAUAUGUUCAUAAGCCUCGGUGCAGUUUAACACAGCAGUGUGUGUGGGUGUGUUGGAACAUGCAUGUGGCCGUAUGAUGAGUAUUGAUGUGUAUGCACCUCUGAUUCUUUCAGUGUGUGUGGCAAGAAUGAGUUUGUAAAGUGUGUGUGUGUGUGUGUGUGUGUGUGUGUGUGUGUGUGUGUGUGUGUGUGUGUGUGUGUGUGUGUGUAUGUGUGCGGGUGUGUGUGUUUGUGUUUGAUGAGAUGAGAUUAGACUUCCUGCAGGGUUUCAGUUCCGUGGAGGCCACCUGAAGCAGCAGGAACGACGAGAAUGUGGGAGCACUGAUAUGCUUCGCUGUGUCUGUCACCACAAUAACAUCUUUGCCUCAUCGUGGGAGAGAAGAGGAGAGGGGAGGAGGGGGAAGACAAGAGAGAAAAGAAAAGGAGGGAAGAAAGGAAACUAGGAGAGAAGAGUAGAAAAAGGCAGAGACAUGCAGAAAAAUCCAAACCUUAUGUUCAAAAUCUUCUCCAAACUUUGUCACAGCAAAGGUCGCCAAACUUUUUGUAUUUCAACAUCAACCUGAGUACUUUCUGAGUGAAACAUCUUUAAAGAGACUCUCUGAGUGUGUUCAUCCCACAGUUCUCAAGGAGCUAAGUCAAGUUGUGUAUUUAUAGUUUAUCACAGCGUGCCACACAGAAAACAAAGGGUUCUCUUCUCUACCGCUGUGAUGUGAUGAGAAAAACAUUCCCAGCUCUUAACUGAGACAGGAGCGCAAAAGAGAAAACUUUUGAUUUAGUGUGAUUUAAAUAAACAUUGAAAAUCAGGACUUUGUUAUCUGCUGCUGCUGCUGCUCUGACAGCAGGAAACAGAAUAAUACAUGGAUGACAAACCCUAAAAAUAUGCAGACAAAAGGCUGAAAAAUCCAGUGUACUUUGACAAAUAUGAUGUUAGCCUCAUAUGUAUGAAGUCCUAUGCAAGCCCUAUAGUGAAGUUGCACAAAGGUUAUAGCUGGAUCAGGUUACUUGGCAAGGACUACCAGACUUGUCGUGGUCUACAAGCAGCUGGUAAGAAUUGAUUUAUUGGCCUCUGCGAUUCUAUGUGGUUACUGCCCCCUCUCUGCUCAUUAACAGUGUGUUGUAAAAAAAAUUAACAAUUAAAAAUUAACCCAGACAACUUUACAGCUCUGUACCAUAGACUGUAUACAGAUUGUAUACUGCCUUCUCACUGAGUGAAGCCACUGCAAGAACAGCACCCUCUGGUGAUGGGCUGCGGUAUACGUAACAAAUCCUGCCUCCUCCAGCAAUCCCUAUGGAGUUGUGGACAAACUUUAGAAAUUUAUUACACAGAAUAUAAAUUUUUCUCCCCCCUGGUUGCGAUGUUGACGUGUAGUUACUGUCAGACUGGUUUGUGCUCAAGUCUUUUUUUUCUGUACAGCUCCGUUUUUAAAAGUUAGUAGGGUUUCAUGUUUUCUAUGACUGACACCUGAUACAGCCUAUGGGUGUUCAAAGUUUGCAUAGCUCACCCGGGGGGAUACGCUGUUUGAGUUGAUUGUCAUCACAGCGACUCUCCCACAGAAUGUGUACAACACUACAAGUGGUGGUUCCAGGAAGUGAAGAAAAUCCUGAAAAUACUGAAAGCAAUUCGGAUUCAAAUUGGUAUAAUGACGGAAGAUGUGGCCAAGUUGUCCAUAGUAUAUACAGUCUAAGGUCUGUACCUUUUUGUACAUCCAGUGAGAUAGAUUAGUGUUUUUUUAUUUGUCCCUUCUUCUCAACACAUUAACUUGGAAAAUAAGAGGACUGCUCAGGCCAGUUUGAGUCUCUCUCUGAGAUGUGAAGCCAAAGGCUGCAUUGAAAGGUAUUUACAUUUUACACUGGUGGGGUAGAAGUGAUCUGGCAGGACUUUUGAAUGGCACUGAUUAAAUUGCAGAUUUAACACUGACGAUAGUUCAGGUCAGAACAGGACAGAUUCUUGUGUAGACUGGAAGCAGGCACUUUACUGACUUUUGUGAGAGUGUUCGUCAUGUUUUCUUCUCUCAACUGUUAUUUGUUUACAGUGAUUUAAUGCCAAGAAAUGUAUGCAUUUGUUUCAGAUUUAAAGGUUUUGGCAGUCAUUUUUCUACUCUUAUGUUUAUUGAGGGAUUUACUGUUAUAGUUCUUCUGCCUUAGAGGCAGUGUGCGGGUGCAAACCUAGAGGCAGUGUGCGGGUGCAAAUGUGUGUGAAGUUGAGUAGAAAUGUCAUGUUGUGCUUCAAACGUCAGGCUUUCAGCUGGAGCAGAGGCCUGUGUUAGUGAGGGGAAAUGAACACAGUGUUCUUGUAAACAAAUUGCCCCAUACAUAUUUUAAAAUGAUGUAUUUAAUUUUUUUGUUUGUGAGAAACUUUUGUAUGACAUUUUCCAGUCUCAUGACUCCCACCAUCUGUCUGCUCAAUUGUCUUAUUUUGUGAGGAUCUGUUAAUUAGUUUUUUUCUCUUCAUGACAUGUCACAGUCCCUUAGUAAUUUGGUGCUAAAAAAUUGAAGUGAUCGGCACAGAGAGACAUGAUGUUGAAGAGCUAUGAUUUAUUUCUUACACACAAAAAAAAAAAACCCAGGUGUUGUGUUUAAUGUGUAUGUUCAGAUAUGACUACCUAUUUGAUUUUGAUGGACCUGUACUGAAGAGAAUAAAUGCCAGAAAACAUAUAAUUGGAUUGCACUCACCAAAACACCUUUCCCUAAUGGCACCGCCUGGUGAUCGAAACCCUGCUGGAUGCCUUUGAUUGAACCUUUGUGCCAGUCAUGUAUUUAUUUAUUUAGUUCUUUACUUAUUUAGUUAGUGAUGCUGUAGACUGAUUGUCAGUCCUGGUUGUUUAUAUAGCACCAAGUUUUGUUAUUUGGCUAAGAUUUGUGACUUUAAUUUAUCAAAUCUUUAAUGCAAGCAUCAGAUGGUUGGUAAAUGAUGUAUGAUUACAUGAAACACAGUGACGGUACCUUGAAUGAUGACAGAUGGAACAAGCUAAAAUCCACACUUCUCCUGAUUACACUGCAUGAGGGGCCACAGUGGGUGAGAAAAAACAUCCACUGUAGUGAUCUGCUGUGUUUCAUAUGAAGAGUGAAGACUGAGGCGUAGUGUGUGUGUGUGUGUGUGUGUGUGUGUGUGUGUGUGUGUGUGUGUGUGUGUGUGUGUGUGUGUGUGUGUGUGUGUGUGUGCGUGCGUGUGUGCGCGUGUGUGACAGCAGGUGCUGUUCUCCUGUGGUGGACUCAGUGCACAUCUCUCCUGCUGAGGCUGGUUAUUAAUGGCUACAGAUUCAUUACAGGCAGCCAGUCAGCCAUGCUGCCAGCAUGCCCAAUGCUGUUAGUCACACAGUCACACUGAUUGAUGCACACACACACACACACACACACACACACACACACACACACACACACACACACACACACACACACACACACACACACACACACACACACACACAAGCAUAUUACACCAACCUGUGCUGCCCUAAUGAAAACUUCUGUCAGUUCAGACCUGAUAUUUUACUUUGUGUUUGAUGUCUUUUUCUCGCACACACACAUAGCUCUUAAAUAUCUCUCCUGUCAUCUUUUCUCUCAUUUCAGAAGACGUAUUUAUCCUUCAUGGGAAAGACAAAAAGAACCCUCUCAUCUAUGGCCUGUUUACCACUUCAAGGUAUGCACCUUUUUUUUAAGUGGACAGCACUGUUGUUAGUGAGGCAACAGGGGGUGCCGUCAAGCUCAUAGGGGCUUUUCUGCAGUCCAAAAUGAUUUAUCACUCCUUUUGCUGGUGUAUUGAGAAUACACUUUAAAAGGAUGGUUUAAAAGGAUUUCCCACAUGGAACGAAUGGACAAGCUUAUUCACUAUUAGUGUAUGAAAACAUGAAUGCUGAUGAAAAUAAUAAUGAUCAUCAUAACAACUUCAAACAAGGACAAGACAGUCUGGCUGCAGAUCUCCACUGUCAGGACCCUUCUUACCAGACCUCUAAUGUGAGGAACUCCACUGAGCGGGCCAGAAGUUGAUUUGAAGCCUCUCAAAAUAAAAGCGAGUACACCAGGAAGUACCUAUUUUUGUCUCGUGCAAUUAUAUUUUUUUCUUGGGGCUUUAUUUUAUGUAUAUUCUGUUAGUAUGAUUUUUUGAAAAAAACAUCACCUUGGAUCCUCUCAGUGGAGAUGGGUCCUGACAGUGGAGGUCUGCAGCCAGACCCCUCUCAACAAGAAGGCAAAAAUUAGGUCAUUUCUUUUAAAGCUGUGUGUGAGUAUUUUACACAUCCUUUCCAGUGUCUGUGUUGUGUUGAAGAGAAGUUGUCAAACAAUAGUUCCCCUAAGAACGUGUCAUUUUGGACUCUUAAAUUACAUUCAUACGACUUUUUGCCUCUUUCCAUGCAAAGUCUCUGAUUGAAAUCUUCUGACCUGGACUUACCUUGACAAGACAAACAAAAACAUCAGAGUAAAAUAGACCUGAAAACAACAAAAACAAUGACACAACGUGGAAAGUAUGAAGCAUCGAUGAGGCAACAUUAUGCUUUGUGUUUGUAUUGACUGAGUGGUAAUUGUUGAAGUUGAAUGUUGGUUUGAGACAGUCAUAACAAAGACAAGAGGAAGAACAUUUCUCUGUUCCCUCCGGGAGACAGCAGAGACAACAAACAGAAGAGUAAGACUGCAUAAUAGAAAGCAGACAGACUCUUAAAAACUGACAGGUGACAGAUGGAUGGAAAAGUUCCUGACACUCAAAAAGAUAAAGGUGAGCAGGAAGAAACAUAUAUACACACACACACACACACACACACACACACACACACACACACACACACACACACACACACACACACACACACACACACACACACACAAGAAAUGAAAAAUAAGCACUGGCAAGAAGAAAUAGGAGAAAAAGACAGCGAGUAAUUCAAAUGAGCAAGUGAGAACCAAAAAGCCUGUUUGUCAUUUUCUCCAAACUCACUGACGGCAGCACAUGCUCUGAGAAUAACUCUGUGUCUGAGGCGGACGCCAGAGCUCUACAGUAGCAACACAAGUAUGACAGCAUUUGGCAUCGCGGAGCAGGGAGUGGGUCUGUUUCUGGGUUUUGGAAAGUGUCUGGAAUCUCAGCGGGGAACGGAUGAAAAUCUAAAGCAUCGCCCAGGGUGGGGUCUCAACCACAAACCAGCCGAGUGAAGAAAGAUCAUUCCAUCUGGGUGGAAACUUGUCUCUCUGCUUCAGUCACGGCAGCACACACAGUGUUUUGUUCAUGUUUUUACUCAUUGACUUUGUCGCUCAAAAGGACCCCACUUUAUGAGUUUUUUUUUUUUUUUUUUUUUUUUUGGGGGGGGGGACAUUAUUAAUAUCUGAUAAAUCUAGUGAAACGAUGACAAACUUUAAUAAGGGACUGUAAGAUAGAGAUGAAUUAAGAACAAGUGUGCACAGCUACUAGUUAGGAUACAAAGACAGGCUUCUGAGUGGGGUAUAAAUUCAUGCUAAGUAUGUAUAAGGGAUAUCCCUCUGAAAAUCUGCCUACAUUCAAUUUCAGCACCAGAAAUCAUGCCAGAAAAACCUUCUUUAACAGGUCAUUAUUCAAUAAUGAAAAGUACGACGAUCUUCAAUAUUUGAGGACUCCCCUGCCCGACUGUAACCCAUAAAGUUUAGACAAGAAAGGUCGGAAGUUAUGGACGUCCUAAAAAACUGAGACUAAACAUAACUCAUGUGUCAGCCGACCACCGUGAUGCACCAAAACACAGCGUUUCUAUUUGUUCUUUUGGCUUUCCCUGUUAAACUCGGCUGGAAUCUUAAACUUGAUACACUUCACUGCAGCUUUGACCAUGAUCUGAACUACAGAGGCUGGGAUGUGCUGUGGUGGGGGCUGCUGCGCCAUGAGCAGUGAGCCGGACUUCAGCUUUCAGCGCAUCCAGAGAAUUACUGCCUUCAAGCUGAAAACCCCUCAAUGACUCAUAGCUCUUCAUAUAGUUUAUGCAGUACAUCGCUCUCUUAUUUUACUUACUCACUUAAAGACCAUCACAACUCAUCAAGUAAAAUCUCCCAAGACAUGCUUAAGGGAUGUUUUAUUUAUGCUGUGAUUAAUAUAAGUUCUCCUGGUUUUUAUCUGUCUUCUUCAGUGAUAUCCUGAAUGGUUCAGCGGUGUGUGUUUACCGUAUGGAAGACGUGGUUCGAGCUUUUAAAGGAAACUUCCUGCAUAAAGAAGGACCUCAGUAUAAGUGGGCAGAGUUUAUGGGCAAAGUGCCCUACCCACGACCAGGAACUGUAAGUUCAUUUGAUAGUGAUGAGACUGUCAAUAGCUCUAAAUGAAACAAAAACAACAGGUCUUUGCUAUCACUUUGUCUCUUUCCUUCAGUGUCCCAGCAGUACAUAUGGAAGUUACAGCUCCACCAGAGAGUAUCCUGAUGACGUCAUCUUCUUCAGCAGGACUCACCCUCUGCUGCAGGUCCAGCUGAUCCAUCACUUUAUGAAAUUGCACUGAUCUAAUUAAAUUAGGCAGUGGCCUCUUUUACAGCGGGUCAAGCCAGCUUUCUAUUUUUGUCUGGAUUAAGUAAUGAAAUUAGCCAACAAUCGUUACAAAAGGACCUCAGUCCAGCAUUGAGAACAUACAGUAUGUCUUACAAAGGCAUGAUUUAGCAGUCAGUCCAGAAAUAUUCAGUGUUUAGCAUUGAUUGUUCAUGAGAUAAACAAACAAUCUUUUAUUCUUUUUUAGGAAAAUGUGCUGCCACUUGGAGAGCGCCCCCUUCUUGUGAGAGUAGGUGUUCACUACAAGUUCAGCAAACUGCUGGUUGACAGAGUGGAGGCUGUGGACGGUACCUAUGACGUCCUGUUUAUCGGCACAGGUAGAGUGUGUACGGUAGACACUGGUUAUUCUAGGGCUGAAAUCAACCAAAGAAAUUCUUGGUCAAUUAAAACCCUAAAUUUUCAACCAAAAAUUGACUAACCUUGGGGAGGGGGGGGGGGCAACGACUCUGAAACCAUUCUGUGGUGGGGGACUACGCGGCUCAGUGGAGUAGGGGUUCUCUUUAAAUACUCCCAGUAGUGCUUGGUACAUUCCUCCUGAUGAAUUUAACCAUAGACUGUAAAUUGACGUGAAAAAAAUCCAGUUGACCAAUCAGAAUUUUGGUUGACUCAGCAUGUAUUGACAAAUAAGUCGACCAGUCGACUAGGUCUUUACAGUCCUAAUCUGUUCAUACUGAAGUAUAUUGUGCUCUGAAAUGCUGACACUAAAACUCUCUUCUUCUUCUUGUGCAGACUCAGGCCUGGUGCUAAAGGCCAUUCAUCUGCCGAGAGAACAUGGUCAGAGUCAGGAGGUCACUCUGGAGCAGCUGCAGGUCUUUCAGGUAAAUCAAACUGUUUCUGAAUCAAAUCAUCGUUGUCCCGCAGAAUUCAUGUAUCUACAAAAUGACUUUCCUCCAGGAAGUGAAAAAAACCUUUUAUUCACAGGACUAAACCCUGCAUGAGAUUAAAUGACAGGCCUUAAGAAAUCUGACAGACAGGCAUGAAGGGAGAUCAUUAGCUCUGAUUUAUACAAAGUUAUGAAAGAUUUGAGAAUUUUGCCCGACAGGGACAAUAUUUGGGUUAACACCUUGUUUCCAUGUAUUAACAGAAGUGACUAAACCAGAAGUGCCCUCAUUUCUAAAGGAAUCUCUGAUGAUGAGCCUGAAAAACAGCUCCUCUCUGUAAUAUUUUUUGUCCAGACUCUACCUCAAGUACUUCAAAGUGGACUUUUGGUUUAGAUUACUGAUCAAAUAUAAAUAUAUACUUUAUAAAGUCAGACUGCCUUUAAAAGUGAUCUUGUGGGUGGUUUUUAUUGGGUUUCUAGCAAAGAAAUGUAAAGAAAUGUACUUUCUUGCAUUGGACAUGGGGGGAUAUUAUCAGUUCAUUCACAGAUCUAUAGACACAAACCACAUAAUGAAAUGGAAAUUUAAGUUUUGUGUCAGUUUGUCUUAAAGCCACUUAUUCUGUAUAUUAUGUAUGUAUUACUUUAUCCAUUGUUGUCUGAAAAUUUCUCUUUUCAUAUCAAAACGUAAUCUCAGACUCAUCAAACAAGGGCAAACAAUGAGAUUACUGUCUAGAGAUGAUGCAGCACAGACUUCUCUGUUUUCGAAGACUUCAUUGACAUCCAACAAAAAAAUAAAUGCAAGCAUGAUGGAAACCAAUCAUGAUGGAAAACCAAUAUUUUAAGCAGUCAGAAACAUGACAGCUGAGUUGUAAAUAAUGCAGACAUUUGUUAUGCAAGGGAAGAUACACAAAAACUUAGCUGGGCUCUUUUGAAUCUCACUUUAUCAUUUGAAUCCAACACCACCAUUGCCAUCAUUUGCAGAUAAACUGCAGCUGCACACAGUUACCAACACUGACAAUAAGCCAAAUAUGAAUGUUCAGGGAGGCUCUAGGUCUCUGUGUUGACUUUAAGCUGACUUACACUGAAAAAAGACAGACCAUGGGUUUAUUUUCUUAACUCUUUUGUUAAGUAAAGGCUUCAUGAAACCCCCUUUUGUGAUAUGAAACAUGUCCGAUUACCAAAGGCGGUCUCUCAGGUCUCUCAAUUAUUUUACACUGUUUAAAAUUACUGUGGUUUGGAGUCGCACGCAGGGAUUUUAAACAAGUUCCUCAUGGUUCUCUAUGAAAUGAGUUCAGCGUGUGAAACCUUUUUUCUAUCUAUCUAUCUAUCUAUCUAUCUAUCUAUCUAUCUAUCUAUCUAUCUGUCUGUCUGUCUGUCUGUCUGUCUGUCUGUCUGUCUGUCUGUCUGUCUGUCUGUCUGUCGGUCGGUCGGUCGGUCGGUCGGUCGGUCGGUCGGUCGGUCGGUCGGUCGGUCGGUCCGUCCGUCCGUCCGUCCGUCCAUCUAACUAACUAUCUGUGUUUCUUUCUAUCUGGAGUGUGACUGUUUUCAUUUGCUGUUGGAGUUUCUGAUUUUUUUUCCUCUUCCUCACAGCACAAAUCACCAGUGACAGCCAUGACUCUCUCAAAGAAAAAGGUAACAGAUGAGGGACAGACACAAAAACUCACUUUCAAACUUUCCGACUCCUCCACACACUCACGCAUACACACACACACUAGCUCACAUGUACACGAACAUGCACAACACUACACUUAUCACUCAUCUCUCUACCUUGCGUCUCCAAGGACAGCUUCAUCAGCAGUUGCUAUGGUUACCCUACCUCACUCAGAGCAAUUAUUGUGAGAUGCCAAACACACACACACACACACACACACACACACACACACACACACACACACACACACACACACACACACACACACACACACACACACACACGGAGAUACACUCUGCAUUAUUAAAAUGGUCUUGGUUUCAUGAAAAAAUUCAAAAGCUUGCCCACAAAAAGACAUACAACUAUAAUCACAUCAAUGUUAUAGAGAGCACUCUCUCUAUCGCUUUCUCUCUUUCACACAAACACAUCCACACAUAAACACACACGCGCACACAUACACACACACACACACACGCACACACACACACACACACACACACACACACACACACACUAGGUCCACAUAGUGGUUUGUUUCAGUCUAAAUUAGCUGUUUAACUUUGGCAUAGGAAUGAAUCUGAUUCAGCCGCUGAUUUUCAGUGUGUCUUUACUCUUCUUUUGGCUUGUCCAGAUUUAUUACUCUUUUCUUCAUGCUCUCCUCUAAUCUGUCUUUUUUUGUCUUUCAUCCGCCCCCCUCCUCUCUUUUCCUCGUCCCUCAGCAGUGGUUGUUUGUGGGCUCCAGUGAGGGUGUGUCUCAGCUGGCCCUGUACCAGUGUGAGCUGUACGGUCAGGCAUGUGCUGAAUGCUGCCUGGCCAGAGACCCCUACUGCACCUGGGAUGGACACGCCUGCAGCCCCUACAUGCCCACAGUGCGCAGGUAGGCCCAUCGAGUCACAUCCUAAAACCAAACAAAUCUGAUUGAUAUGCUCUGAAAAUAAAAAAAAGAGAAAAACAUGUGGAACCAAUCUUCUCAAAUCAGAUUUGAACCAGAUUUGUAGAUUAAUUGAAAUACAGCUUACAUCACAUUUGAAGUAAAAUCUUCAUGAUAUAAUUUUCUGCAUUUUUCUCCACUUGACCAACAAUGAGUCCCAUUUCUCUGGAAUAAAAAAUUAUAUACAGGGAUGUAAUGUUUUAACAUCACUGUUCACCCCAAACUGCAAAAGGAAUAAAUGUAUGAAAGUUGCAGAUACUCUUGAGGCUGAUGAAAUUUGUCAAACACUUCUACUUAAAAAGACAUUCAUGCAUUGUAAUACAGAGGGUGUUAUUUUCUGUUCAUGUCUUUUGUUGCAUCUUUAUUCCAGGAGGAACGCUCGUCACUUAGGGGAGGAUGAAGAUCCGUUAACUCAGUGUGUCAGACAGGGAGGUGAGGAGCCACCAGACUGCCCAGUGUUGCUUUGUUUACCUAUUCUUACAAAUGUAAUCAUUGCAGUAUCACCUUCGUAAGGCAAAGACUCGAGCCUUAAUGCCUUAUUCAUUUUGAAUAUAAGUCUUUAUUGACUUUACUGUAACUGUAGUGGAUGUAUAUUACUGUAUGGUUAUUCUUUUAUCAAAUGUCUUCAAAAUAUGAGGAAAUACAGAGUGUAGUUUUUUGGUACAGUGUUACUUAGAUGCAUAUCCUGUUUCUUUUUUUCAUUUUAUGGCCCAACAUCAGAGGUUUAUUUUAUCACAAUAUAAUGAGGGAGCCUUACAUCCUGCAGACCUUGCAGCACCCAACAUUCUUUGAACUUCUAUUCAAAUAGAGAAAUGAGGAGACUCCAGAGAGUAAAACAAGCUUGAUGAAUGAAAGGCGAAAACAGGGACAGAUAUCAAAUCUGUAAACAGCUUUGGGGGACAGAAAAGAUAAAACAAGUAAAAAAGUAAUAACUUUAUUUAUUCUUAAAGGGAAAUUCAAUAUAGGAGGAAAGUCAAAGAAAUAGUCAUAUGUAAAAAUGUUAAAAAAAGGAACAAACUACAUCCCAAAUUCUGACAUAAGUCAGGAGACUGUGUAAAAUGUUAAAGCUGAUUAAAGUCGUUUGCAAAAAUAUUUAAAUCCUAUAUUUUGUUGAAAAAAGUGCAAAGGCAACAUGAGCGACUGUGAAAAGCCACUCCAGAGAGGCUGGGUCCCUCAGGGUCAAGAUUGCUAUGGGUUUACCAUAGCAAUGGUAAACCCAUAGCAAAGCUGAGGAGCUAGCUCAGGAGGUAGAGCAGUCGUCCAAUAAUUGGAAGAUUGGCGGUUCGAUUCCCCCCUAUCCCAAGUCUGUCCGUUGUGUCCUUGGGCAAGACACUUAACCCACCUUGCUCCCAGUGUGUGUCCUCCACUGGUGUAUGAUUGUGAGUGUUGUGUGGUGGUGGUCGGAGAGGCCGUAGGCGCAAAAUGACAGCCACGUUUCCGUCAGUCUGCCCCAGGGCAGCUGUGACCACUAAGGUAGUUUACCACCACCAAAAGUGUCACUGUGUGAGCGAAUGAAUGAUGUAUCCAAUGUAAAGUGCUUUCUCUGUUAAAGCGCUAUAUGAAAUCUGAUGCAUUAAAAUUAUUAUUAUUAUUACCACCCUGUGAGAGACUGCAUGAGGAAAUAGUUUAGCAAUUUCAGAUUGAUGCUGCUUCAGUGAAACAUUGCAAAGCAUCUAAAGAUUUUAUUAUCUACAGUACAUCAUUUUAUUAAGAGACUAAGAGAAUCUGGAGAAAUCCCUGAACAAAAGAGACAAAACCAAUUCAGAUCAGUCAUGGCUCUGUGGUUGAAAAUCAAAAAUUCAGAGUCUGUGAACCCAAUUAAUCUCUUCAUUCACAAAUUGAAACUUAAACUGUACCAUACUAAGAGGGAAUACACAUAAGCAUAGUCCAGACUGCUGGAGACUUCCUUGGACUCAAGUCCAUUUACUGAAAGAUGGACUGAGGUGAAAUGGAAAACUGUUCUGUGGUCUGACUCAUCAAAAUUUCAUGUUUUAUUUAACCAUGGAUGCUGCAUCCUCCACCUGAAAGAAGGAAGAGACCAUUUUGUUAUCAGCAUACAGACCAAAAGCCAAUGUCUGUGACGAUACAGGCCUGCAAUGGGCAGCUUUUUCAUGUGUGAAGGUUCCGGUCAGAAUAAACACAUUAUGGAGAAACAUAUGCUGCUAUCCAGACAAACCCUUCUUUAUACUCCCACUUUGAUCGUUUUUUUUUACUACUUAAAGAGUUCUUAGUGGUCUUUUAGUUGUGAUUAGGAAGUUUUUAGCUAAAAUUACAUUACCUGCGUCAUUUCCAAAGAUUUUCUUCUGCAGUGCUCCAGUAGCCUCACCUCUGAGUCGUGGGUGGAGACAGCGCUGCUCUGCACACUCCUCUUCAAGGACUCUAAUGUCUUCAGGGACAGGAUAAAAGCUAAUAUCACAGUUAGCUUUCUUAUCCUGCUUGUUCUGCGAUUGUCCUCUCUAUUUCUUCGAGUCUGGUCUGCAUAGUGGUGCUCUAGGGGCAGAGCUUGCAGUUGUGACGUGGGAAAUGUUACUGUGUCUGAACCUGCCGUUUGGGUCUGUCAGAGAUUCCUAGAAAUUUGAAUGCAGAAAUACUCAGAAAUGCAAUUUCUUACUUAUUUUUCUUAUGAUAUUUCCUGUAGCUUCAGAAAAAAGCCAUAUGAACAUGUACACAACAAGAAAAACAUGAUUUUCAUCAGAGUUGGUCUUCAAGGAUGACACUGCAUAUCUCAGCAAGACAAUCCCAAACCACAUUCUGCUACAAAAAGGGCUCAGUAAUAGAGGAUUAUGGAUAGAGGAUGCUGAGUCCUAAACUGGCCUAAAUGCAGUCCUGACAUCUCUUUCAUGAAAACAUUUGGUGCAUCAAUAAACAAAAAAAUGGCGCAAAGUAGACCCUAAACUGUUGAAAUAUGCCCCUGUCUGACUUAAAAUAAACUUCAUAAAACUGAAAAUCUUUCAGGUUCAACAUUCCACGUCAUCUUUGCAACUGUUUAAUCAAAAACAGGAUUGAAACUUUUGGCAAUCCAUUCAAUUAUUUAAGCUUCUCAACCUUAUGAGUUCUGAGUUAAAAUGAAAUAUAAAAUAAAUAGGAACAAGAAAAGACCUCUAACCUGUCAAAACGUGUCUCACUUAGCGGGCCUGCAGGUGGAGGCAGAGCAGAGGGUCAUGAUGGUCGUUGAGGGCAACAGUACUUACCUGGAGUGUCUUCCCCGAUCCAGACAUGCUGCUGUCACCUGGUACAAACAGGCUGGAGAAAACAGUCCUGAACUUAACCAGGUACAUGCAGUCUAAACAUUCCAUGUUUAUCCUGAUAGUUUAUGGUAAAACUGCGCAGUACACUUCACUCCUCCAUCUGAUCUCUCCCUCCUCCACCUCUUUAGGUGCUUACAGGUGAUCAGCUUGUAGUGAUUGAGCGCGGCAUCCUCAUCCGUCAAGCUGAAUUGUCUCACAGCGGCGUCUACCACUGCCAGGUGGAGGAGCAUGGCUACCACUGGACCGCCGUCACUGUCCGCCUCGCUGUCUGGAGCCCCUCUGCCAACAGUCUCCUCGCUUCCUGGUCUUCAUCCUACCAGAGUGCAGGAUUCCAGCCCUGGUAUGAGGACGUGAUGGCACUGGUUCACCCAGGAAACAUCGGCCAGCACUGUCGGGCAUUGGGAUACCGACCUCCCCGCAACCACCGCCGCCACAGUGACAUCACGGUGAAGCCAAACAAGGAGAAAGAAAAGGGGGAGAGGCACAAGCAUGGGGGAGGAAGAGGGGGAGGAGGAGGGGGAGGGGGAGGGAGGGCAGCAGGGAGGAAGAGCAGGAGCAAGCCACAGCUGAGGGCACCCAGGAGCACUUGAACGUGUCGUCGAAGGAGUGCAGCUUUUUAUUGACUUAAACACACACACACACACAGACACACACACACACACACACACACACGUUAAUGUAAACAUUCAUAUGCACACACACACACACACACACACACACACACACGCUUAACUUAUACACUGAGAUAGAUCAUACUGUAUGUACAGAGACUGUGACAUGCGCAUGCACUUACCUGCCAACAAAAAGCAUUCAUUCUGUACCAUGAGGAACUUUGAAACUAAGCUAUAGACGAACAACUGAAGUAUGUACAGGAGAGUGUGAACUGCAAAGACUGUUACAGCUGGACUCUUGUGAAUUAAACAAGCACAGUCCUCAAAGUUGCAUAGCAUGUUGAAUGAAGGACGAGUCAUUUCCAGAUCAGUGAUGGAGAGGUUGUUUUGGAUCAGGGGCAUCAACAGAGAAAAACAAGUACAGUCUUCUAAUAAGAUAACCUGCAUCUUAAAGAAUCACCCCACUCUUCUGGGAUGAAUCCUGCCUUACAGGCCCGUACUGAUGGCUUUGCAUGCUACCACCCAACUUACAUAUACACUGAUGAUUAUUCUCCAGAACAGAGCAGAUGCUUUGGAUUGACUUCUUACCCUCAAGGCAAACAGUGGCUGCAGAUGCAAAAACAGAAAGGAGUUGCAUUUAAAUUUCCAAGUACACUCCAGUCAUUUGGCCUUUGCACUCAAGCUCAGCUGCUCAAAAGCUUUAGAUUGAUAAGCUUUACUGUUUGGAAAUGAAAGCCAAGGACAAAUAAGCAGCCAAGGGAUGCAUGAUGAAAAGAUCUCUCCGAUACAUCAGCAGACUGUGAAUCAGCAGCUAAAGUAAGCUGUAAAGAAAGUCAUUCAAUAUUCGAUGUGAUGGAGGUUUUCCAGUCAAAAGCUGUUUUUUUUUUUUAAAUAAUCAGCAGAAGAAGUUGAUUCAAGAGCCUUGAGACAGAAUUUUUGAACUGUAGGUCACAGCAUAGAUGAUUUCUCUGCAUUUUUACCCCAAGUGAAUAUUUAACAGCUGUCCACCUACAGUGAGAGCAUGUUGCUUACUUCAGAUAGGUGUGGUCAGACCAUGAGAUGACAGACCACAACCACAACGAUGAAAGGCUCAGAAACGCAAAGCCACGGCUUUGAUGAGGUUACAGAUCUACUUUCCCAGGAGGCUGCAGCCACAGAGACACACGGCAGGAAAUGUUUCCAUUAUGUUUAUCCUCAAGGUUCAGGAUUCCAAGUUAUAUCUGGCACUGAUUUUACACCACGUGGUAGAACACUUAUUAUCGGUGUGGUGGAAACAUUUAAACCUGGUGUAUUUUAUUAUCAUUAUGUCAGAGAAAAUCACCCGUCCUUUAGUGUACAUUUGUUGUGUUUGCUUGAUGUCCAAGUAGAGAACAUCUCACCAAUUCAGGAUACUUUAACUGUAGUUUUUAUUGAUGUAUAGAACAGAGGCAUGAGAGCUCUGGAACAUAUUCUCAGAUAUGUAAGAAAAAAAAUCAAGCUGCUAUUCAAUGAGGCACAAUCGAGCCUUUAAAAAGCCUUUAAAAUGUACUCCUGACAUUCAUGACUGAAUGCGUUAAACAUGGUUUUAAUGAGCUGAAAUCUUAAAUCCUAAAUUAUUACCACCAGAUAUUUUGGCAAGACAAGACAGAGAGGGUUAUUUAAUUGGUAGCGUUUCAAAAUAUUGGUGUGUUCGUUGUACAAAGAAUCAUUUUUUCCUCCAAUAUUAGUCAUGACAGUAAACCCUGCACACUGCUCUGUGUCUAAUAUCUACAAACCUGUAGACAAUUUCAGCUGUGUUUGAUUCUACAUGGACAGGAAAAAAAAACACAGCUCAACGGCUCAACAUGAACUUCCAAGAGACUCUGUACAGAUCAUGCAUGUCUUUCAGCAUAUGGACCUAAAUAGGACACUGGUGACUUUGAGUUGGUUACAGCCCAGCUACAGUAGUGGAGUUAUAUAUUGCCAGUCCUGUUCUUCCAGCUGGUAAUGGCAUCUGGCUGUAAAAAUAUGACGCAGGCUCAAUGUAUAAUAAAGAAGCCUUUAUAAUGAAAAGUUGGAACUUGUGGCAGCGCUAAACUGGACUGAUGUCAACAGGACUUUGGACCCUGGCAAUAACUCGUUCCUUUUCAUUUUAACACUCUUGUUUGUAUUUAUUUGUUGAAUUUGGAGUCAUUUUGUGGAAACAUGUAAGCUCCUCAUCAACCAAUUUAACCACAAUGACUCACAAACUCCUCCCUUAUUUAAGCUGUAUCUGUCUUUCUGUCUGUUUCUCUGUUGUAAGCAUAGACUGUACUUUGAUGUGCCCACUUUUGAGGACUGCUCCAUAGAUUUCCAAAUGCUUCGUCUACCUCUCUUAGAGGACCUUCCCACUGCUAGAAUCUGGUCUUUUUUACAGGCAUUUGUAAGUAAUACUGCCUUGAAGUGAGAAAACAGGAACUAAAAGUGAAAUCAAAACUGCUGUCUCUUUGAUAGUUAUAUUCUUUCCAGAUCUAGGAUUAAAAACAAAAUGCUGAAACUUUGUAAUCCUGCUCAACAGAGUGUACUUACAGUAAGAGAUUUCACAGCAUAGGGGAUAAAAACAGGAUAUGGUAUAGAAAUGAAGGAGUGGAGGGAAAAAAAGUUAAUGCUGCAAGAAAAGAGGAAAGCCAGACUCACUAAUGAAAUUAAAACUUAACUUUAUUUUCUAUGGUUUUCUGGGAGGGGAUGCAUUGAGUUGCACGGUUAGGUCCAAUAAAAACAGCUUUGCCUACUUUUAUAUAUUUAAUUUCAUCCCAUGAAGAUGAUUGAGCACGCAAUCCUGCCCAUAUUGGAGUAAAUCUGUUCCAUACUGGGUUCUGCAAAAGCUCCCAUUCCUCUGCACUGCUGCUUGUUUGUUGUACAGUAUGCUCCUAUGUGAGAGGAGCUGACAACGGUCCAGAGGCUGAGCCAGUAAACAGGCCAAGCGGGGCACUCAGCUACGGAUCAGACAGACUUUUGAUGCUGUGAGAAAAAUAAACCAGAGUGAGUCGUAGCAGAGAGAAAAUUACCAUGGGCUUGGCCCCUUGGCUUCUUGGCCUUGGCCACAUGAAAGAGCUUGCCAGUUCAGAGUUACUUCUGAAUGUGUGUUUGUGGAAAGAGAGAGAGAGAGUUUAUAGACGAGUGUCCAAGUGUCAGGUACAGCCACGUCUCCAAAUGAAAGGGUGUGUGGGUGAGUGUGAAGGUGGCAGAAUCGAAAUUACAUCAAACUUUGCUCAGACUGUGUUCAAAUAUUAAAUUGAGGACAGACAAGAAAACUUAAUGUGAAUAUAGAGCCACACUACAUAAAACUAAAUAAAAUCCAAAUCAAAACAGAUUUUUUUUCAAGAUUAAAAGUUUGAUAGUCAUUCAUAACUGUAGUGGCCACAAACAUUUGAAGACCUGCUUACUUUGAUAAAAAAAUAAAAAUAAAACUGCAAGCCUUACCAAAGUCUAUGUGUGGAGAUGCAGCCAUUUAUUGGCAUACUGUCUAAUAAUACAAUCCUUAUAGUUCAAUGUUUAUCUCAUCUCUAACCUUUAUCCUCAAAAUAUGAAGGAAACUCUUAAAGAGGUCAGAGGUUGGGCUCCUAGCCUUGUUGGCUUAUACUGAACACUCAUAUUUUAGAAUCAGAUUUUUUUUAAAUUAAUUUUUUAAAUUGUGAAACUAAAAAGAAAAAUAACUGUCCUGUUCAUGUUUUAAGAUGAAAUACCAUACAAUUGUGCAUUAAGACAGUAAAAAGUUUGUUCUUUUACAUCAAGAUGGUGAAUACUCUGAGCAUUACAAACAAAAUAUCCCAUGGGGUCAUUAACACACUCUGACAGCCUUAUUGACCUAAUAAUAAAAUCGCUGUAGUUCAGUUUUGUUCUGAUGGUAGAAACAAGGUGAGAAAUUAGAGAAACGUUCCUUUUCUGAGAUUCAUUUGCUAUAUUAGUUUGGCAUUUAGACAAGGCACAAAAACAUUCAGACAACAGUUUUUUUCCCUUUCAAAUUAAAAUUCUCAGUUUCUUACGCUUUUAAAAGACAAAUAAAAAAUCUCUGUGAACUAACUACAGAAGCUAAAGCAGCCUAACUUGGAUAGGAGAGCUGGCAUCACCUUAACUUGCCAUGUGCAGCUCAGACCAUGCUGACCAGCUUUUAGGGCCACAUCCGUUUGGUUUGCUAGAAAAGCAGACAGUGACAUUCUGCCAGCUAGAAUCACCCCUGUGCCCAUAAAACCAAAUGUUUGUUGAAAAUGUUGAUUUCACUCUCAAACCGGUUAUUUUGAUUUACGAAGUUUGAUUUCGCUUUGAGCUCCCUCCCAAUUUUAACUGCUUCCAUUAUGUCUCUGCUCACAAAUUCUGCAGCCUCAGAAACUAUUUAACAAAUCAAUUCUGGCUCCCACUUGUGUAUAAUGUGUGUAUAUGAGUGUGUAAUUUGUGACUGUUUGUUUGGUAUCAAAACACAGCUAACGUACGAGGCAGAACUCCUGCGAGACUUUUUUUUUUUUAAUGAAAACCAUUUCAAACAUUUAGUGUUUCCCUCAAAUAUGCGGUGCAGAGCAGCUCCUCAUUCAUUAUGACAGCAGCCUCAUCUGUUUCACUCUCACUCUGCUGUGUUUACAUCUCAGUGCCAAUUUACAUCUCUGGUGAUUUUCCACAAUGACUUCUUAAUAGAUGGAAUGACAUUUUUCAUAUGUCUCUCCCCGUGUGGAAAAUGUUUUUCUUUUUGUAAAUAUGUAUAAAGGUCGGCCUUUAAAUGAUCA